Messenger RNA from Cinara cedri, 55218 nucleotides. NCBI's taxonomy places the organism in Eukaryota, Metazoa, Arthropoda, Insecta, Hemiptera, Aphididae. The record is from the annotation of a GenBank genome assembly.
CGUGCUCCAGUGGUCCGCCGGCGUUCACGGUCAUACGUCAUUUACACGCGACCGCUACCGCACGUAACGUUACUUGCACUAUUUUGCACGUUUGUUUGUUUUUUCCAUUUUUUCGUUUUUUUUUUUUUUUUUUGUUUCUCACACAGACGUUAUUAUUAUUGUUAUUUUCACACUCGAUUUCCGACGCGUACAACUCGCUCGUAUAGGUACCGCGGUCGUGUCGCCCGAGGAUAGCUUAGAAUUCAAUAUAUUGUAAUACACGUGUAUACCUAAUAAAUAUCGCAUAUCGUUUUACCCGGUUUUUCUGCCAUUUUCUUUCGGUUUUUCGCGACAGUCGACCGUCCAUAACGACAUCGUCGAUUUCACUACAUCACCGUCGCGCGUAAUAAUAUUAUUAUCCCCUGUGUACGCGCACGAGCACGUAACAGUUUUUUUUCCAUUUCCCGAAGGCUUAAAUGAGCCGCACACAUGGAUAUCAUACGCGUAAGUUAUUUUAAAUUAAAACUGUAACAAUAAUAAUAGGUACCUAAACUAUUACUGACGGAUUGUCCGAUAAUAUUAUUUGGGUAAAAUACUCGACGGCUGUGACGCUCGAUUUAGUGUCGAGACGUUUACUACUUGUUGUUCUAAAACAAAAAAACAAAAAACAAAAAUUGUUUAAUUUCCCUUAAAUUCUACAUUUGAUUUUGCUCGAAAUUGGACAUUUUAUUUGAAAUUAGCUUCGGGUAAAAAAAAUGUUAAGAAUUAUUCCCAACUUUAAAAACGUCUCCCGAUACAAUAGUAUAUUAUUAUAAUGUAACAAUGUUGUAAAUGUAUACAAUAUCAAUAUCGGUGGAUAACGUAGGCGGUGUCAAUAUAAUAAGAAACGGUUUUGAUUGUGACAAUAUUUAUCAUCAUAUUCUAAAAUGUGUAUAAAUUAACCGAACGGUUUGUGAGCGAAAAAAAAAAUGCCGACAAAGACGUAAAAUAAGCAUAUAUUUUUAUUUAUUUUUUUUUUUUUUUUUUGUGGCUUCUAAAAUUUAGCAAUAAUUAUUUCCCUAUAUAUACCAACAACCAUGCGGAUACUUUUUUUUUUUUUUAUACUACUUUCGUAUUUCAUUAAGUAAGUUUAUACUGCAGGUAUAUUUAUUUAGCCACGCACCUAAAGAUUGAGAUGCGAAUUUAGUGUACCGAAAUAUAUAAAAAGUUGUUCUACAAAAUAAUAUUAUAUAGGCAAAAUUUAAGAUUUAUUACAGUUUUAAGCUAAAGUCGUAUGUACGAAAACGUUGUUUACUAUAUACCUAUUUCGCAUAAAUAUAGACGAUUCUUUUUUUUCGAAUAACUUUAACGAAUUGACUAUGGAAUAAAAACUCACUUGGUCCGAAAAUCGCGUUUUUCAAAAAACCGGAAAAAAAUUAAGAGAGAGGUUUCCCAUACAAUAAAGAACCCGAUAGGGAUUUUUCUCGUGCAAUUUAAGCUAAUUAUUUCAAAAGUUAAAAUUUUAGCCGUUGCAAUAUUCUAAUUUUUUUUUUUUUUUUGUGGUUGGAAAUUGGAAGAUGCGAGUUAAUACUGGCUUAAUAUUGAAAAUGAGUUUUUGAUAUAGUUUCAUUUAACACGCUAAUAUAUAACAUUACGACUUAUUGUACCUGUAGUUAAUAUGCUUGAAACACAUUCAAAACCGUUUCAUACUCUAUAGAAAUAUCGUUACAUACUUGUGUACAAGCACUAGAAGCAACACGGACGUUUUCGAUUUAAAAACGCGCAAAUACUAACAAACAAAUACGAUAAUAUUAAGUACUCGAGGUGAUCAGUCGUUUCCGAGCGUUUCGUCACAGGGCAUCAGUAUAGUAAACGGCAUUAGAAGAAGGCUUAUUUAAAUCGCUUGAACCACAUAUUCUAUUAAUAAUGUUAAACAUCGUCAAGCCCGGAUUAAGACAUUUAGAGGCUCCGGAUCCGAAAAUUUCAACGGGACUUUCGUUGAAAAACUAAUAACAUAAAAUGUUUAAAAAUGUAUACAAAUCAAUGUGUUUUAAUAAAAGAAAAAUAAUAAAUAUAAUAUAAUAGACAUUACAUCAUAUAGAUCUCAAUUCAAAAGCCACGAGUAUUAUUAAUUAAAUAAACGAAUAUAUUAUUUUUUGCAAAGUCACUAGUAUAGUUUCUGUUAUAAUAUAAUAAUACGAAUCAUCACCAAACAACAAAAAACUAUUUAAAUAUCAAAAUACCAAGUCAGUGGUUAAAUACGUACAUAAUAAAGAAAAUGCUGUGUCAAAAACUGAGUCCCCGAGAGUCGGUUGCCCGAGGUUCAUGACCCUCCCUGGACCACCUCCUUAAUCCGGGUUUGAUAUCGUUAUCGAAUUUUUAGACGGUCUGUAAAAAUAAUAUAAUUGUUUUUACUCAUACAUAUCCGCGCGCGCAUAAACAUCGUAUUAUAAUAUUAUUAUGAUUACGGAUUGUUUUUCGUUCGGUUUCGAAAUCUCUAUGAAUACAAUACUACAGACGAUAAUAACAAUAAUAGGCUACGUCAUACUCGAGAUGUGAAUUGUCGCCGAUACGCGUAUAUGUCGUCAUGAGUAAGUGCGGAGGCGUACAUUAUAAUAUUGUACAGGGUACAUUUUUUUUUGCCCAUCACAAUUAUCUACGUAGGUUUCGAGCGAAUUUCGUUUGAGUUUAUUUUUCCGUGGUUAAAUAAUAAUACGAUAUAGACACAUAGUAUAAUGGAUGUAUCCGAAAUGGUUCCUGAGCUCAUAACCCACAUGACCAAUUGGUUCCCAUUCGAAAAAGGUACUUGAUGAAGGUGUGCCGAAUUGGUUCCCGUUCAAUACCUACAUUUAUACAAUAAACACAAUAAAUGUACCAAGGUAUAAUGUAGUACAUUUUUAAACUUUUAUCAUACUACGACGGGUAUUUUACAGUUAUCAAGUCAAUAAAAUAAUGUUAUAUCGGUGUAUUGUCUGAAAAUACCUAUUGGUUGAGAUAACAUCAAUCCAUCUGGAUAUACGUUUAUAUACUGAAUACAAAAUACAGAAAUGUUUCUAGUAUAAAAUCUAAUAAUUUUAAGUGGACUAAGCCGCCUGUAAGAAUGGGAAGGGAAAUAUGCGUAUUUGACUAUUUCACUGUGAACAGUAGGAACCAAUUCGUUUAAAAAAAGCAUAUAUAAGUAUUUUGUUCGAAUUUCAAAUCUCUGAGAAUAUUUGUAACUGAAUUACAACAAAACACAACAUUGAAAAUAAUAAAAGCAUUAUUUUCGUAAAUUGCCCCGCUCUUUCUACGUUUUUAUUCGGUUUUAAUCAAUUAUUAAAAAAAAACUUUAGGGACCAAGUAGAAUAAAAGUUUAACAAAAAAACGGUCUUUUGUAGUUUUUCUAUUCGAGCAAUAUUUCUGGUAGAAAACAAAAGCCGUAAAAAUUUGAAAUAAAAGACGGCAAAUGGCAGGGUUUAUUUGGGUUUUAUAUUUACCAAGAUCCGGGCUACUUUAUAACAUUACAUAUACUAAUAGUCACCCUAUAUCCCAGGGGCAUCUCCAAAUCUUGACUAUGGGGGAAAGGGUGAAAUAAUUAAAUUUAAUAUUAAUGAUUGAUAAGAAAAAAAUUAUAUCAAAUAAUAUAUUAAUUGUAUCUACUUCUGUACCAAUAACUAUGCCAAAUGCCAAUAUUGAUCGCCCCCCGCCCCAUAAGGGCAGUCCUGCUACAUCAUAUACACCUUUCCCCGACGUCUUGCCUACAACAGUUUACCGCGUUGCAAAGUGCGUCGGGUUUUUAGUUUUGUUUAGUUUUUUGUUUUUUUUUUAAUAACGUAAGCUUCCCGGAGGAACGAAAGAAAAUAAUACGGCGCGUAUCAAAACGUCGUUAGCUAACGGCACGGCGGCAGCGAGUUGUCGUCUCCGGGCGCCGCCGCCUCCGGUUCCGGCCGGCAGGCGGAAGUGAGUGGCGUAUACGCCGUGGUACACUCGUUCUGUUCGUCAUCGUCGCGUCGCGUAUUGUUUUUGUUUUUUUUUAUUCAAGUUUUUUUUUGUUCUUUACUUUUGCCUCUUCGAGCGUUAUAAUAAUAAUAAUAAUAAUAAUAUUGUGUUUGCACUAGUUUUCAUAUAAGAGGGGGGAGGGAGUUUUCGAGCGCCAAAGGGGUAAAUAUAAUAUUAUAGAUGCUGACGGGCGAUGACGAUAACGCACUAGAAGACGUCAACGUACACACUUACACAACAUAUACACUCUUAUAAACGAGUAGAAAAUAUUAUUAUGUUUUAUAAUAUAAUACGGUGAGAUAUUUACAUAUUACAUAAGGGGACAAAAUGGGACGUUUGCUCCAGCCUCUCUAGCGAGGGGGAGGGAGCACGGAAUAAGAAAAACAUUCAAACAAAGUAAUAUCGUCCGCAUAACAUUUGUUUGCUUAUUAUUAUAAAAAAAAGGAGAAGAGCAAAAAAAAAUUACCCGUGUCAAAUAUUCCUAUUUUAAAUUCACAAAAUUAUAUUCCUUUAAAAACAUUGACGCUCACAUGAAUGCCCAGUUUUCGUACCUAAAUUACAAAUGUCUGUAAAAAUGAUAUUAUUUUAAUAUUAUUCUUCGAAUAAGUUCUACCGACUAUUGGUACUUGGUGUAUAGGUAUUAUUUUUUUUUCCUCAACCAGCAAUACGCCCACGUCCCCAGAACUAUCCAGAGAUAUUGCUCCGGGAAAGGUGACUCCUAAGACAAUAUAAUUUUCAGUAAAUACUAUUGUAACUUGAUUAUGGCAACAAAAUUCAUCCAAACCACCGGAUUUGUUAUGUGAUCGAUAUUCAAAAGGAUCUUUUUAAAUUCCGUUUAUGUCCGCAAUCAACAUUUCAACCAGAAAUUAUAUAGAAACUCUGUAAGUAAAUAUUAUUAUUUUGUUAGUGCAUUUGGUAGAGUGUUCGGCAGAAUUACAUUAUUAGCUCACUAUCUAUCCAACUUAGGGCUCUAUGCUCUAAUAAUAUCGGUUAGUACUCUCUUUACACGUAGCUAAUAUAGUUGUGAUAGUAAUGAGUAUUAGUCAACAAUAAUACGUUUUGAGUUGAUUUUGACCGAUUACUUCGGAGUUAAGUUGGAAAAUGUGAAAUUGAGGGCCCACAUCUCGAGUCAAAGGACCAAUUGUUAUCACUGAUUAUUUGUUAGUGUGUUUAUGUCCGAAUGUAUUCGUGAAAACAGUACGGAGGCCAAGAGUGGUAAAUCUAUAGCCGUCUAAGACGUUGCCCGGGAUACACUGCGGGGAAGCGAUUUGCCGUUGCGCCCCUAAAAUACGCUAAUAGCUUUUUGAAGAGUGAAAACGGCUGUGGGACAAGGCGUCGAGUAUAUAGUGAAUAUUACGCGAGUUACAGGUUAGGUUUGUAGGUAAAUUACUUUUGUCCGUCAUUAUACCGUACUCCAUAUACCAAAUACUUAACGUCUCUACCGACGUAAAUCGGGCUUUUUACCCUGAAUUCUCGUGCGCGGCCCGUGCGUGACUGUAUAUGCGAUACGGCUAACGUGAAGACACGAGAUAAUGUUCGAGUUAAAAAUCGUCGUGUCUCGCCAGGAAAUCAGAAUAUCGACAAAAAAAAAAAACCCGACCUUACAAACACCGCGGACAAUGUUCUUGCCUUCGACUCUGAUACCAGGCCGCGAUUCGCGCCGAUAUUGAAACCGUAACAGCACGGAAUCCACCGAACGAAAAUUCGAGAUUAUCCAAUUUUCAUCAUUAACCGUAACAUAUACAUAUUAUACUCGUAUUAUUGUAAUAAUAUGUAAUGUGUAUUAUAGAGAUCUUUACGGUGAACGCCGCCCGCCGACGGGCCUCGCGUCACGGUACAAAUUAUGUCCGGGGCCGAGGAGAUACGCGUCCGCCGUAUACGCACAUACGCAGCAUACGUAUGCGUACAUAAUAUACUUAUGUAUGUAUGUAUGUGUAUAUAAAUGUAUAUAUAUAUAUAUAUACACAUACAUACGUAAAUAAGUAUAUGUAUAUAUAUAUAUUAUUCAACCAGCCCCGCAAACGCACCACACAUACUCGCGCGCGCGUUCUGUCGUCAACCGGUUUUCGGGCCAGAGGCAACGCGCUCGGGAUCAAAAGCACCGCCACCGCCGCCACUGACACACACACACACGCGAGCGCGCGCGCGCGCGCAUAAGAUAACAGAUACAUCCGACGCUACACACAAUCGCCGCCGCCGCUCUUCUUCUAUUUUACUACGUAUUAUUAUUAUUAUUAUUAUUAUUAUAAAUUUAUAUUUAUCCGCGGUGUAUUAUAGAAAGUUGAAAAAAAAAAAAUCAUCAUUAGUAACCGCAGUCGCCCGGAAGAAAUUUGAAAAAAAAAAAAAAUAAUAACAACCGCCGCCGCCGCCGAUCAUUGUCGUUUCUAAAAAAAAAUAUUUAUUCAUUGUUAUUGUUAUUUUUUCCCGUAUAUAAUAAUAUUAUUGUAUUGCUCUGCAUACUUACCCGUUUAACUAUUUUUAUUAUGCGUACGCGCGCGCGUCUUCUGUGUGCCAGCGUAAAAAAAAUUCGAAACCCGGAACGCGCGAGUCUGGAGACGUACGUAAUCUGUAGUCCGGAUUUUUACGGACAUCUGAACCGUACUUAAACCGAUAACAUUCUGGAAAUUAAAUUGUUUGAAUUUAAACGAAAUUAUCGAAACAUCGAUAGUUUUGUGUGGUUUACCUAUUUUUUGAAAUCUAGACGCGUUCCGUGGCCGGUAUACUUUUAUCACUCGGUUUUAUAAUAGCAAUAAUAACCAACUUCUUUUAUUCAUUCAGAUAAAAAGUCACUAUAAUAUUAUAAUUUAUCUUUAACUGAAUAAUUAAAUCACUAAAAAUGUAUUUUUUAUUAAUUCAUAAUUAAUCUAAUAGUAAUGAUCUCUUAUUUGUAUCUAGGCAAUUUAAAUUCUAUUUUUUUAUAUAGAGAAUAGAGAUGUUCCGGGUACCGAGCCAUCGAGUUCUAACCGGGUACCCAAUAUCAUAUUCUGUACCCGACAACUACUCAUUACCCGGCGUCGUAAUUAAAUGUUUAACUCGACUUUACCCGGUACCUAUCCGACGUAAUAAUAUAUUUUUUUACCGGUACCCUGUGUGAAGCUCACUUUCCACGUGUCAAUGAGAACAAAUUUAUGCCCACUAUCGACCAAUCAAAAAGAGAUUUUAUAUUGCCGUUUUAAAAAUUAAUUACAUUAAUAAAUUAACGCGUAAAUGGUUUGCUAUUCAAUAUUUAUAUUUAAUUUUGUAUUGAGCGACUACUAAGGAGCUACUAGAUUGUGGCUAGGAAACUUAACUCUUAGUAGAUAUUCAAUUAUUUUCAUUAUUCUUAUAUAUAUUAUCUAAUCUUAAUACUUUAACCGGUGGGCGGUACCCGAGACCCGAUUUCGAUAAAUAUUAUUACUCGGCUAAUACUCGAUACUUUGUUUCUAUGUAAAUUGUUACUCUAUUAUACUCGAAACCCAAUUUUAACAGAUAUUGGUACUCGGCCAAUAUACACGGUACCCGGUUUGUUUGUAUAUAAUACAUCCGGAGCACCUCUAAUUUCGUACUUUAUCUGGAUCUCGUUAUACAACCUUCUUCUUUAGCCUAAAAUAAUAAACUCAAGUAAAGUCAAUUAUAAAAAUGCAACGAAAAAAAAACGCCCAAUUUACGUGUAUUAAUGAAAAUUCGUUAUUUUCAUAUUGUCUUUUUUCACUCCAUUAGCCGCAUUAUUCACCCCAUUUAUAAUAUUCAAUUUACCUCAUUUCAAAUGUGAGACUCGAUUCGAUAUUUACGCCGCCCAUUAAUACGUAUAUACUUAUUACGAUAUCUGUAAUACGGUGUAUACAAUUUGAAUAAUUGCGGUAAUUGUAUCGUCUGCACGAAGUAUAAUUAUUUUCAUAAAUUAAAAAAAAGAAAACACGACAUUCAUACCUAGGCACGAUUUCAAUAACUACAACAUUCGAAUUCGUAACCGAUCCUAUUUCCUCGUGCAAGCUUUGUUCGGUCGGAUAAUUGAAACGGCAUCGUUUUUCGUGUUAUUUACAACCCGCACGAGUUUAAUAAUAAUAACAAUAAUUUGUUUUUUUUUUUAUAUAUAUAUAUUUUUAAAACAAUUUUUAAGAUUAUUUUACCAACCUUUCACACGUGCCAUCCCAGUUACUACGUUAAUAUCGCAGCGAUAAAAUUAUAAUAUGACAGUUUAGUGGACAGAGUUUAAGUGUUAGUCUCUGAUGGGGGCUAACACUGAUCCCCCCUAGUGCAUCAUACCAUAUUUAAAUCACAAAAUAUCUAUUAUCUGUAAUUCUCAAGUAAGAAUUUCGGUAAAAUCCCCCCCCCCCUCUUCGCUGGAAUUUACCUGAAGACGUCGCCGAUAGUACAGGGUUGAAUAAGCAUUUGCCAACUCUUGAAAUAUCAGCGUAUUAACCACCCUCGCAAUCAAAGGGUUUCAUCAUUAACUAUUGUUUUCAUUUUCAGUCUCGCGCAUAGAAUAAUACCAACAAAGACAUUCGGCUAUUUCCGAAUUUCAUAUAGAACCGUAUUUAUUAUGAUUCUUACAAAUAAACAUUUUUAAUGUUUUCAUUUAUUGAUUAGUUAAUGGUUGAAAUUAAGUUAAAUUAAAACACGAGUAUCUUGAUGAAAAUGAAAAUAUUUAAAAAAACCUUUGGUAGUCAAUACUUGUCUUUAUAAAAUGCAUAGGAGCAACUUGAAGGUAUUCAAAUUAUAGACAUAUUACAUUGCACAGACCCAUGGUUUCUAUGCCCACAUAAUCCACUUUACAAGGCUCUUAGAAUAAAAAACUACAGUUCAGGAACCAUUAAUGGCAGCCCGUAGAGAAGUAGGAAAAAAACGAAAACAUAAUACGAUAUUUUAGAAUCGUAAGUUCUUAUUUUUGAGUAAGAUUUGUCAUUUAUCCCACUAAACCAUUUUUUAUUUUUUAUUAUACAUUUUUCCAAAUAUUUGUAACAUUAAUUGCGUUCUUAAUAUUUAGAAACAAUAGCAAAUAAUAAUUAAAUAACAAACAAAUUAUGUUCUCAUUACUUUCAGUUGUAUAAUAAUAACCGUAUCUUAUUACAUGUUGAAAACAUGUACUCUGAAUUCCUGGCCCUUCCUGGUAGAAUGUUGCCCUUCAAAAAUAUUAAUUGGUGACCCCUGAACUACACGUUUAAUCCACAGUUGUAUACAUAAAAAAUGUAUCUCAACUAUUUUAACAUUAUUUUUCAUACACAAUUAAUGCAUUGUCUAUAGGUAAUCUGUAUUUUGUAUUACGAAAAAGCUUAUUGGUUUGUUACAGGGGUGCUGAAUUACCCCUAGCAACUCUCUAGUUGCACCUAUGAUAAAGUAUAUAAUAGAUGUCCAUUUGCCUACUAAACUCAACCGGAUAAUCACAAUCACGGGAAAUACGCCCCUUAUAAUCAACUAAUCUAACGACUAAUUCCAUUGUUAGGAUGACUACUAUCAACCAAUAUGGUCCUCGGCUUAACAAUUAUUGAGUGUUGAUUUCCAGUAGUAUCGGCCUAGAAACUUAAAAAUAAAACGCGUGUAAAUUGUAAUAAUGUUCGGAGUAAUAAUUCGAAUUAAACUCACGGUGAUGGAUAGUACGACCAACGAAAACAAGAACCACAUUUUUCACGUCAUAAUAAUAAUAUCAUCGCGUAACACAACAUUAUAAAAAUAACAUAACCUAUAUUAUACUCGGCCUUGAAAGUAUUCGAAUAAAUGUAUUCAAAUAAAAAUGUUUUAAUAAUAGGCACUAUCUGUUGUAUCCGAAUACGUACUUUGACAAUUUUUUUUCUUUUGUACUAAAUAAUACUUUUCUUCUGAAACCAAUAAUUAUUUUAAACUUUCAAUCUAAAUUUUAAAUCGUAGAUUUUUACGGCCAUGUAAUAAAUUAUGAACGUAGUACGUAAUUAGUAUGUUAAUUCGAAGUUUAAGAAUAUUUGACCUAUUUAACUCGUAUUUAAUUUGUUAUAAUAAUCAGUAAACAGUUUAUUUAAUAAAAUAUUGAGCUGUAAAACGUUAAUUUCAAAACCGAAAAUGACAUAAAUAAGCUGUGAAAAAAAAAUUUUCGAUAAGUAUCUAAAUACUUUUUGAAAUAUUCUAAUUCGUAUUCUGAAUACUCUGUUACUCGCUUAUUAUUCGAACAAAUAUUCCGUAUCUAUAAACAAAAUAAAAUAAUUCUUUACAAGAUUGUCUGUAUAUUGUAGACGACGGCGCUCACGUGUGACACGGUUUUAUACUUAAAAUAAUAAAUUAUUCAAGCGAUAUCUUUCUUGGCCGGUUGCUCACGGUCUAGACUCGUGUCUUGCAGAGAUAUUAUUGUGAACGAUCGCCGUAGACAAAAAUGCGUUUUCCAACUAUCGGUCUUGGUAGGUAUAUAAUGUACCAAAGCUGGCCACAAACUAGUUAUUAAUAAAAGGUUAUAAUCGAGUUGAAAAGCAUUACUAUUGUUGAUCAUUAAAGACUGCAACGUGGCCGGGAAGAUUUCGAUACGGGCAUAAACUUUUUCGACCAAAAUUGUUCCCUUUUCGGUUAAACCAAAAAUAUAUAGGUGAGAAAGAUAGUAAUAAUCUAUAACAGUAAUAUAAGAAAAUAAAAAUAUCUAUUUGCAGAAAAAAACCGUAGGUACCUAUUUGUUUUCAAAAGCCUUCGGUAUUCGCUAAACAUUAAAACUAGUUUUGGUUGGGCACAAAAGCUGAUAAUUAUAUAAAUAUCAAGGGGUUUUCAUGACUUUAUCGCAGCGUCAUAACAAUUAAUUAAAUUGUUUAAAACUAUAAGCAUGUAUAUGACAUAUUAACAUACAAAUACUGUUAAUAAAUCUUUUUUAUAUGUAUAAAUUAAACUUUUUUUUUAAAUAUUUUAUACUUUUCAAUAUAUAUAUAUAUGUCAUAUAUAUUGACAGUUUAGUAACUUAGUAUUGUUUUGGCUGUGUGAAUUGGCUGAAAAUUAAAUCGGCUGAAAAAGGAAAGAUACGAUUUUGGUCGAAAAGGGUCUCGCCCCACGAUACAGUUACGGCAUAAAAAGUAAUGUUGUCCAAGGAGGGUUUUCUAGCCGCUCCCUCAUAUCCGCGGUGUACAGGUAUUUUAUCGAAAUCUAUAAACAAUAUUAUAAUUAGUACAAAAUGUAAUAAUAAUACCGCGACGAACUCUAUAAUUUAUUUUAUUAUAUUACGUAUGUGAUCCGAUACGAUAAUUUCAUUUGCACAUUUUGAACGAUCGGUUGACACAAAUCUAAUCCUAGUUAUUAUUUUUAGGCCCGACAACUCGGACUGGAUAGAAAAUUCAAUGAACACCCAACUUUUAAUAUGAUUUUAUCCGGGGAGGGGGUGCUUUUUGUUUACAAUACGACUGACUCGAUUGUUAAAUAGUACCUAUAAUAUAAUAUAUAAGUUGGUCACCCACCAGUUUAGAGCGUAACGUAAACUCGCCUGGUUACACAUGGACGGCGUAUAAUAUAAUAUUAUUAUUGUAUAUUAUGUAUAUUAUGUAUGCGUGUGUAAUGUUUAUUAUUGUAUAUUCGUACAUAAUAUACGGUGUGCGCAAUCGCGCAGUGUACACCGAUGCAGGAUACACACGGUAUAUAUUUAUAUAAUAAUAAUAAUAGCAGCGGUUCGGCUUAUAUUAUUAUUGUAGGUUUUGUGGGGGGAGGCGUGACGUGAUGGGGUCCGGGGGGUCCUCUAUUAGCCUCAGUCGUCGCGUCUGCGGGGUUAGCGGGGGAUCUAAAUUUCGUUUGAUCUGAGCCGACACCGCCGCCGCCGUUCUGUUCAUCCGACUGGCUGCUCCUGCUGCUGCUGCUGCUGUUACCGCUGACCGCUCCUUUCCGUACUACGCUAGUUUAUAAUAUUAUAUUUGACACACACAUUCACGACCGUGUGUGGUGGUUUUCCGAGAUAGCGUUUCCAUUUCGUGUAUAAUAUAAUAAUAUUUGUUACCAUAUAUACAUAUACAUAUAUAUAUAUAUAUAUAUAUAUACAGAGUGAUUGUUUUGUUAUUAUACAAGUCGAGAACCUCUGGGCGAAAAUCUACGAAGAUUUGAAGUUUUUCGCAGACGUACCAUCGAAUCAGUAGCACAUACAUAAAUGUGUAUAUUAAAUAGAAAUCCUACCUCUUCGUGUAAACGCCUCCGCAUCAAAUACUCAUUGUCGAGGAUAUUUUUAAUACGGCUAUAAGAGCUGGUAUACGUCUGCAAAGAAAAUGUAACUAGAUAAGAGUCAUGCAUUAUAGUGUACUAUAUAAAGCCGUAGAGGAAAUAAUAAUAUGACGAUGCGGAGUAUAGAUGAAGCAGGAAUGUUGGUGAUGUCCGAUAGGGAGAAGGGAGACUAUGAAUGGCAAGAAUAAGAGUUUAAAGUUGCGGGUUAAAAAGCGAGAAAAGAAAGAACAUUAUGUAAAAUCAUUAUUACGAUAUUUUUAAUUCAUCACCUUUACUUUGUGGAUAUUAUUUAUUGAUUUUCGAAUAACAUUUUAAAAGUCCCAUGCAAUGGGUAUGUGCUUAAAAAUCUGGCCAGAGGAGUAGGAAACAUUCGGGGCUAUGCGUAUCGAAAAAGGUAAGAAAUAUGUUCUCUUUUGGAAUCUAAGUUUAAAAAUGCGAGUUGCCGUUUGAAAAUCAAAUCCGAAUUAUGGGAAUACACUCUUCAGUCUUCAACAUCGAUUCAAAAUCUCCAAAACAAACGCUCUGUAUAUCUAAUAUUAUUAUUGUUAUUAUUAUCCGGAUAUGUAUGUGUGUGUGUACGAAUCAAUAGAUUAGAAUACAAUGAAAGACGAUUUUCUUUCUUCUAUUUUUUUUUUCUUCUUUUUUGUUUUGUUUUUUUUCGUAUAACUAUAAUAUGUACAAUAAUACACGCGUAUAUAUUAUAUAUUAUAAUAAAUAUGUAUAUUAUGUGUUAUGCCAAAGAAAAAAGACGCCGCGGCGCAUUUUUAUUUAUUUAUUUUUUUUAAAUCUUUUUUUUUCCUAUUCUAAUGGAUAGGAAAAAAGGAAAAUAAUAUCGUGUCAUUCAUUAAAAACACGAAUUGUAAAUAAUACGUACACAAAUAUAAUAAUGGAAUACCGAACGCACGCACCUGGCGUAUCCAUUGAUGUCGAGAAUAGCCGCAAAGUCGGAUAAGUUAACCAAUUUGUUUAACUAUAAUUUAGUAGUAGUUAUCUUAAAACAAAACAAAAAGACCAAGCUAAGUUAAAUUUAAUUUUAAAAUAUACAAAUUAUCAAAAAUAUAAUAACUCGAGUUAAAAAUUAAUUUUUUUUUUAAAUUACACUUAAUUAAACUCAUAAACGAAUUUUAGAUUCUGAGCGGAGCGAGAAAUGUUUUGGUUUUACAAUGAUGUUUAUUUUUAUUAUUUUUUUGUGAACAACUAUUCUACAAGAAAUUUUACAAGAAAAGUAUAGCACUUUCUCUGAAAUGAUAUCUAACUAUGGUGGUACUUUAUAGAAGUUAUUUUUUUUAUUUGUUUUCUGUGAAGUAUUCUUAAUAAAUGGGAAAAAUCCAGUGACUUAGCCAGCGAGUAGGCCUGAUAAGCUCGAGACUACCCACUUUUCUCCGAAAAUUAAUACAAUUUUAAAAUCAAAAAUUUGUAUUAGUAAUGUUUCUUGUUCAAACGUUAAUAUUAUUUUAUCUGGCCUACCCAGAAAAUAUAUUUCUAAAAACCGAGAAAAGUUGUGGGUAAGACGGGAAAAUUUACGAAACGUAUUAUUUCCAAAUCGUAAAUACGAUUCCUGUCAAAACAUGUAUAAUCGAUCUUCGCUCAGAAUCGUUUUUUGUUAGUUAUGAUUGAUCUUUGCGUACAGAUAAACAUUACAUUCCCCUUCUACUUCCAACUUCUCACCUACAACAGUGGCCCACCCAUCGGGCGAAGUAUGUCCGUUUGUUUUUUAUUCUUUGUUUGUACCGCUCUUAGUAAUUUAAAUUAUUUUAACGAAAUAACCAUAGUUCAGUUAAAAUUAUUUAUCACAAACAAUAAUUAAGUUGUGAACUAGGUAAAUAGCUAUCAAAAAAAUAAUUUAUAACUUAGUUGUAGUUACUGCUACCCAGAGACGUAAGUAUAGACUAUUUAUUGGGGGAGGGGGGUUCGGCGGUUGACUAUUGAUUCUUUGUAAUAGUAGUGAAUCGGGUGUCUUAAAAAGAAUUUAACUCCUGUAAUAAUUUCGAAAUAGGGGGGUUCUUACCCAAAGCAUCGCACCUAUCCCCUUGUUACUGCCCAGCCGUUUGGAAAUAAAGACGAUUAGAGCCGCGGCAGCGGCGAUGCAGCAAUGUAGGUGCGCGUCGGGCGGAUGUUGGCGGCAAAAUAAUAAUCUGACGUAUACAAUGGACACCGCAGAUGAUUAAUUAUUUGAAUAUUAUCGUAUAAUUUUGUUUUUUUUUUUUUUUAUUUAUAAUAAUUAUCAUCUAUAUGUUAUUAUUAUUGUUAUCGUGAACAAUUAACGUACCUUCAAAACAAUAAUAUAAUAUAAUAAUAUGUAGGUACACGCGGUGUACGGAGUGGCGGCGACGGCCGACGGUGGCUGUAAGGCCAAAAGGGACGCGAGAGGAGACGGGAGAAAUCUACAUAUUAAUAAUAAUUGGAGUAAUUAUAUCGCGGCGCGACGUCGGCAAAAUAUAAAAGAAAAUAAUUUUUUUUUUCUUUAAAUUUAUAUAUACAUAAUAUUAAUUAUUAUUAUUUAUCUCGUCCGACCUGCAGCAGACAGCGAAUAGUGUAGCAUGAUAUAACAUUAAUACUCAGGUACCCGAUGUGCUGCAGUCUACACAAUAUAUACACUAAACACGCCGCGCACCACGAGUAGGUAUUUUUAAUAACGACGUGUUAUAAUAAUAUAGGAGUAUUUUUCGAAAAAUUAUGUUAAUUAGCUGUCUGGCACGGGCACAUUAUUAAAAAAAUAAAAAUGGUUUCCUUAUUUCCACCCUCAUAUCUGUCACGGUUAACCGUUAUUCCCGGUGUUUUUUUUUUUUAAAGCACUUGAGUAAACUCAUACGUUCCAAAAAAAAAAAAAAAAAGGAAAACGAGUUAGUGACACUGUUUUAUGGGAAUUUUGAAAACGAUUAUGAUUCUGUAAUAAGGUAAUUUCAUAAAACGCACAAGAACGGGUCUAAAUUCAAUCGUUUCAACCGGCUACUGUUGCGAUUUGUGUCAAAAAUCACAUGGUCCAUAAUAUGAAAACUCACAAUAAUUUAAUACCUAAUAAUAAAUCAUGAUCUGAAUAUUUUGGUUUUACCCUUUUAUUACUUUUAAAUUGUAUAGUAUUUUAUUACACUUUUUAUUCUUUUUCAGCCACCCCCUUUAGGGACAAUGGAAAAUCUGACCAUGGCAGUACCUUCCCUCUAAAUGUAGAAAUGUCACGUCAUUGAGGUGGCCAUUGAAAUAUGUCAAAAAUUAAUUUUAAACCUUACAAAAGUUGGGGAAUAUCCCGAAAAUCAGCUCCGAAUCAUAAAUAAUUAUAAAAAUCUGAAAAUAAAAACCGAAAUUUAAUUUACUCAAAAAAUACUCAAAGAUCAAGUAUUAUUAUACUAUAUAUGUAUAAUUGCUGGUCUAAAAAGAAUAAAGAAUCUCCCUGUAUUUCAAUAUACCUACCAUUAUAUUAUUUUCUAAAUAUUUUAGAUUUUAUUUCUAAACAAUGGAAACCGUGUACGGGUUUCGUUUUAUAAUAAAAAUCUGUUGUAAAAAAAAGUUUCAUAACCCGCUUUAUUGUUGUAAAAUAUAAUAAUAUUCAUGUUAUAAACAACCCAGGAAUCGACAAUAGUUAUUUAAAAAAUGUAUAUGUAUAUGAAUUUCUGUAAACCUACUUAAUUGUUAUUGUUAUCCCGACGUAAUAUUCUGUAUACAAACGAACUCGAGAAAAUCAGUUUCUGAACCGCUGUACGUAUGAUAUGUAUAAGUGUAUAAUAUACGUAACGUACCUAAUAAUAAUAUAUGGCUACAUUAAUAUAUAGUUGAAUAUUAUGCUGCUACUUAACAGAACGAAUUGUUUGUAUAUUAAGAUAAAUAUUUGUGUACGUGUUGAGAUUUAAAAAAAUAAAAAAUAAAAAAUAAAAUGUAAACAAUGUAUUUCACGUGGCCUCAGUUCCUACCGGUCUCAUUACUCAAAGAAACAGUCUCUCUCACUCUUUCUUUCUCGGUCUUUCGUUCUGUUUAAUGAUUGAUAACAUACUUAUUGUUUUGUUUUGUUUUACGAUAAAACUGCGGUGGCGGCCGCGUGACAGUAUGGCGGCUUUGUUUGAAAACACUCGAAAAUAAAUCACAUUUUAAACGCCGACCGUAUAGUAUGACGUGCCGUAUAUAAUGUAACAGUGAUGUAAGUUUUCGUAAAAGUCGGUUGAAACUUUACUGAAACCAUGAAUAUUGAAAACAAAUACGAGUUUUCGAUUUAAAAUAAUUUUUGUACAAAUAUUUGCAUAGGUACCUACAAUAUAUACAUGUCAUUUCGAAGGCUUUUUAUUCGAAAAAGAAGUUAGGAAAGUCAGCUUUACGAGCUCGCGAAAUUCUCGGUUUUUAAGUAUUUCAAAACUAUUAAUAUUACACUUGCAAUUUCAAAAGAAUUCGAUAACUAUAGUACAUAUUAUUUGUAAAUAAUUGAUAGGACAUGUUUUAAUUUCUUAACAUAGGUACUUAUAUUUAUUUGAUACUAUCUACAUAUUUUUUGAUAUUACACUAGCAGUUUUGACAAAAUGUCAAGGGGAAAGGGCGAUUUUAUUAGUAGGGCACAAAAAUAUUUUUUUUCUUACCAGAGAGCCCAUCCAAGUUAUUAACUUAUAGUUAUUAUUUUUAAUUAAUGCAAAGUAUAAGCAAAUAAUUUAAAUACGUAUGUAAUAAAAAAUAGAGAAAUGUAAAAUAUAAAUUGUCUAAAUCGCCAUAAUUUUUUUAAUAGAUAUUUAUAUAUUAAAAUUCCUAUACUAUUAUUUUGUAUAGGAAUUUUAAUCAAUAAUAAUAAUAAUACAUUCCUAUCUCCUUGUCGACCAAAUAAACAACUGUAACUAUGUACUAAUAACUAAUUUACUUUUAACUAUACAAGCGGGGGUAGGGGGUAUUUUGGUGUUCAAACACCACCCUUUUACUAUAUUUAUGGCAAAAUUAUAAUUUGUACUAUAUGCAGUUUUGUAUCAGAUUUCUACAAGAUGUGUUGUGUCACGCAUAGAUAAUUAUUAAGUAUAAUAUGUUAUAUGUGUUACAUACGUACAAUAAAGUUAAAAAAUUACGUCUAAACACAAAAUAAAAACAACCCCCUAAAAAAAUGCUAAUGCUAUGCUAUACCACUGAACUAUAUACGAGCGGACACAAGAUGUCAUAACUUGUGUUUGGAAACCUAAAAAUCUUGAAAUAAAUAUAACAUAUGGUAUUGUGGUAUACUUGCAGUGAAUAUUUGUCUAAUAUUAAGUUAGUCUAAGAACAUAGAAUAGACAAAGAAUAUCGUCGUCAUAGUAAGAGCGUCUUUAUGGGGAGGAGUGUUCAAUGACGAUGAUCGCCCCCACCCCCAAGAGAUUUGGAUUUACAAUAGCAUUCGAUAUAGUCAUUGAUCUUGAAAUAAGUAUUAUAUGAUCGUAACGUCCAUAAUCAACAUACUCUUUGAGACAACAAUUAAAAACAAUAUGAUUGACGAUAGUAUAUUGACAAAUAAUAAACGAGAACAAACGGAAAAACAGCGGUUCGAUUACGCCAUGGCCAAUUAAAAAUUGUAUACUUUAGGAAAUUGAAAAAAAAAAAAUGUUUGUAAUAUAUAAUAUUAUAAUAUACUACUAAUGGCGAUUUAUUUUUAACGUUAUGACAUUUUUUAAACACGAAUAUGUUUUGAGGGUAGGGGUUCUAAAUUCUAAAAAACGAAAAAUAUCCGAAUAUUUCGAACGUCAAUAUCAAAUUUUCAAUUAUUCUCUCCCCCCCCCACAUAGCCAAGUUCUAGAAGCACCCCUACACUAUACACCUACAGUACGUAGAUUUGAACCGCUCGGUUUCGUCAUCGCACAAAAACCGUUCUGUGUACUAGGUUUGUACGUAUAUUUCAUUAGUAUAAACGAUUAUAAUAUUAUUAUAGGUUACUGGGGGAAAGAACCGGCGGUGGCGACGAGGACUUUGGCGCGACGAUGACAGAAAGACGUGUGAGCGUCGUGCCGUGUGUGUGUCACGCGCGCCAGCGUGCGUGUGUCUACGGAUAAAAAAUAGUAAUAUAAUAAUAUUACCUUUUUUUUUCUUCUUUUGAUUGAUGACCGUCGUCGUCGUCACGUCGGCGGAGCUGAUAGAAAUCUCCGCAAGAAACGGAAAGUGUGUAAAUAUGUGUGUGUGUGUGUGUGUGUGUGUGUGUGUGUAUGUGUGAUGUGUACCGGCGCUCUUACCGCGGCCGAUACAAACGAACCGGCUGCGCGCGGAGGACUUUUUGUCUCGGGUUUCUUUUUUUCUCUCUCUCUCUCAAUCGCCUUGUCGGCGAGAACUCUACGUGUACGGGUAUACUGCGGCAGGUGUACGUUAUUAUUAUUAUUAUUAUACAGUCGUCGGGCACAUUUUUGUUAUAUUAUACAGUGUGAGACGUGCCUAUAAAUACGCGAUAUAUUUUAUAACGUAAAACGAUGUUUCGAUUUCGUGUGUAAAACGUAACGCGCGCGCGCGAUUAAACGCGUCGGCUCGAUUAUCGUCGAUAAUCGACAAGGAUGACAAUAAUAUUCGUAGUAGGCGAUAUAUGGUAUUAACCCGUAACGACAUUCGUGUUUUUAACCAGAUGGGUACCGGGGCGAAAAGACAACGAUGCAGUAUAUACAUGUAUAAAGUGGCGUAUAACCAGGGCGAGGGGUAUUGUAAUCCCCUACCCGCAUUGCUUUAUUUUGUUAGGUAAGGUUAAAACGGUUAUACACUCCCAAAUGAACCCGCCUAGACCUCCCUAACAUCAGUACGAAUUAAUUGUUGUAUGUUUAAGCCAAUAAGAGACGGAUGAAAUAACUCUAACCCCCUAACCUCCCUAAUCCUCUGCGCACAACACUAAUCUCGUUCUUCUCUCUUCUUCUUUUUCUUCUUCGUCACAUCACUCAUGUGCAGCCUCAAUACUCGUCUUAUUAUUCAGCUUCUACACUGCACAUCCACUACACUACAUCAUGUAGCGAUCCGACGUUAUCGCCGUUUCUUCGUCAGGGAAAAAUUAACCCGUGUUACGAUGGCCAGCGGCCUGUGAAAUCCUUAAGAAAAAAUAUAAUACACGUGAUUUGGUGUAGGGAAAAAACCAUUAAGAACUAAGAAAGAAAGUUCGCUUUCCAGUACAAUAAUUUGUUUAUUAUUGUAUUUUACGAGCCACUCCCUUUUCCUAGCUCACGCCCGUUACCUGAUUGAAAUUUCAAAAUCGUGCGUAUAAGUACUGCAAAAAUAAUGAAACGACGCCCCUGACCAUAAUAAUAUUUUAUGUAUAAGCGUUUAUAGUUUUGACCGAACCGAGUAUUAUAUAACGACGUUAAUUUCAGUACAAAGUAUAUACCAAACUAGCAUAUUAAAGCGCCAUAAACUACUUUAGUGAUUUCAGUGUAUAUAAGGUUGCCAAAAUACUUUGAUAAUUUUUCAUAUUUUUUUUUAUACGAAAUAUAUAAUUGGAGAAAACCUAAGAGAUCUUCUUUUGAUCAUUUCAAAUUUUCAAAUGCAAUAAAUUAUGUAAAUAAAAAAAAACAACAGGGGUUAUAGUUAGAGAUAACUAAAAAAUUACCGAUUUCAAUAAAACAAGCGACUUUUCUUUUAGAUCUCAUACAUGCAUUUAAAUGACUCUUUUUUAUUCAUACAAACCUACUUAUUUUGAUCUCGAUGCAGCUACACUCGACCCUGAAUAUAAGAGGACGGUCCACUUUCUGUCACCAAGUUCAAUGCUUAAAAUUCGAAAAUUAUAUUUGUUUUUUUCAGUUUUCAAAUAAGACGAAGUCGCUACUUAUGACCGUAUAUUGGGAACCUAUUUUUAUGUUAAUAUUCGAUUUAAUUUAUGUGAUUAUUGUGAAAUAAAAAUCAAAACAAAACCAUAAAUACGUUAUAAGUUUACCAAUAUGCAGUUCUAAUUUCAAAGUCUUAAGGACACUAUGGAACGAAGAAUUUUCAGUGUUAAAAUUUUUAUUUUCCUAUCUAUGACUAUUUUAUGAAUAAAAAAAAAAAUUAAGCGGCCCUAUAGGUGGUGACCUACCCCAGUUAAUUAGAAUGUGACAUUUUUCGUUUUAUGUAUAUUGACGAGUUCCCUCGGUCAAUUUUCGGGAUGUAAAUCGGAAGUAGAAUAAAUGUUCGUAUUCCAGCGAUCCAUGGUUACGGAUUACAUAAUGAAAACUGAAAAAAUGAAGUUAAACUAUAUAUUUGUUAGUGAUUAAAUCCAAAGCGUUUUCCCUGGAGUCUAUGAACCGUAUCAAUCCAAAGGAUAUUAAAUGAUAUGACUCCACAUUCAUAAUUUCUUGUACACGAUACUGAAUAUAAUAUUUUACAGUAAACGGUACUAUACAAUAAAUCUAGAAACAUUUGAAGUUAAUUUAAUUAAACAAUACACCUAAACAGUUUUAAUAAAAUUACCGAGUAAAACCAAUUAUCUUACCUAAUCUAACAUUAUUUUAGUCGAACUAUAAUUUAUGUGACUAUUUGUGUACCACGCAGUUAUUUGAACGUGCUUAACUAGCUAUUAUAUAGGCAAAAAUAUAAUCGUUUAUACUUGAUUAUUUUGAAUAAGUUAAUUAUUUUUUUCCCGUGCAGCGAAUAAUAUAAUAUUCAAAUAUCGCAUUGUUUUAUUAAUACAUAUACGUAUACUGCAAUACGUUAUACAAAAACAAUAAAAAAAAAAACGUCUCAAUGUUUCCUACUGGUACGCCACUGCGGCACCGCGACAAUCGGUUUCUUUCUUUCUUGUUUUUUUUUUUUUUUUUUAAAUGCUGUCAUCCAGUCCAGUUGACUGUAUGCGUGUGCCGGACUCGAUCGCGUUAUACCGGAUUCUGCACGCGGACCGCGCACAUUCCGUCCAGCCGUUUCGCAGUAUUUCGCGGUCGUUUCCGAACCACCGUCCGUUCGUCGUCCAUCACACCCACCGGCGGCGGCAGCGAUUUCAUUGUUAUUGUUAAUUACGUAUUAUUGUCGUGGUGCAGUCAUAGUGCUUCGCGUAAAUCUGCAACGACGAAACGCGGGCAAAGUUAUCGGGGAAAAAUCCGAACGCCGGCAACAGGUCCGGGCGAUUUUUUAUCAGUUUGAUAUUCGAAUCGGCGGCCGCGUUUAUAUGCCCGUCCCGAAAUGGUUUCAAGGGUUUUAUAGAAGUUUAUACGAAACGCGAACGGUCGUACACUCUUGUUCGUGCAAAUUUUGCCGAAGGAAGUUAGCGUGUCCAGAAUAUAAAAACCUGCACAGGCAGUCUGCGCUCGGGUCUCGGCCCGUGAAAAACCGCAACGACGAGUUGACCGAGUUACGUAUUUCCAUUAAUUAUACUGUUAUCGAGCCGAACUCGAAAUCACGACUUGAGAACCGUAGUAAAUGGAUAUUUUGCGAGACUGCCCUUAUCGCAACCCACCCCUCUCCGACAUGGGUGCGCGUAGGUAAAAUUUCGGGGAGGACACGAAAUAAAAAAAAAUCUCAAAAAUGUAUUCUAUUAAUAAAGUUUUAGCGAUAUUGCAACAAAACAAAAAAUGACAAAAUAUGAAAAAAUUUCAGGGGGAGCAGUGCCCAGUCUUCUUCUAGUUUUUAUGCGUAUUUUACUAUAUAGGGUGUUGUCGUCAUAGUCCCGGGAAGGGUUUUCGUGUCUACAACGCGCGGAAAACAGAUUAGGUGCCGAUUACUAUGCGGGUGCACAAGUUUGAAAAAUGGCUGAUCGAUCCGUCAUAACAUUAUAUAUUCUAUCGUAUAUUUUUUAAUUUUAUAUGUUUUUCGAACCGAACCCGUUCGGACUAUUCGACCGUUUCCGUUCCCGGCAGUUGGCCAUUCGAACUUUCGCCGGCUUCUCCCACUGCCCCCGACCCCUUCGCACUACCCGAUAGCCGUUGUCCGACGCCCGCCACGGUUCCACGGUCGUCGGCGGCGGCGGCGGCGGCGGCGGCGGCGGCGGUAACGCACGUACAUACGCGUAUUAUAUAAUAUCGUUAUACUAUUAUAAUAUACUUAAGCUCGGGUACGCGUAGUAGGUGCGUAUGUAUAUAUAUGUAUACAGUAGGUAGGCACAAUACGUAUACAACAAUAUCGUGCGUGCGUGCGUGCGCGUAUAGAGCACACAGCUGUCGGGCGGCGGCGGAACAUCAAAGGCGCUCGGCGACCCCUGCGGGCCUACGUUCUCGUAUAUUUUGUUUACACAGGCGGCACGCAUUCAAAGGCGGCAAACCAAUUGUGAUUUUGCACGUCCGAAAGGAGCCGGCGGCCGCCGCCGCCAACGGUACACACGCACGCGCGCACACACACGCACGCGCACCGACACAUACACACGCGCACUACCGCGGCCCGCGCAUAUCAUAUAAUAUUUAUUGUUCUUGAUAAACAUACGUAUACGCGCGCGCACACACACACGAUACGUGUGUGUGUGUGUGUGUGUGUGUGUGUGUGUAUAUACGUAUAAUACGACGAUCAUAUUAAUACCAUUCUUUUCCCACUCCAUAUUUUUUUUCUCCGGCCGCCGUCGUUUUUUUCCGCUCUUUUUCCCAUCGCGCGCACAAUAAUGGGAUUUUCUUCCCGCGGUUUAUACAUAUCAUUAUUAUUAUUAUUAUUAUUAUAUUAUUAUCGUGCAUAUAUACGUGUACGGUAUAUACAAUAUUCUUUUGUAUAAUAUUAUUAUAAUACGCGUACAACGCGCUACAUAAUGUACCGUUUACACGCGCGUAUAUGUGCCGCCGCAGACGCCGCGCCGUUAAACCGCGACCGUCGUCAUCGUCGUCGCGUACCGUCACCGCGACGUACUAAGGGCUGAUUUUCGGACUGGGUGAAAAAACUGAUUCGAAACAAGUUUGAAAUAAAUCAAAAAAAAAAAAUCCCGUAGUUUUUUGGGAUUAUUGUCGUGACGCUAAAUGGCGCCCCGCGUGGCUUCGCUUAAAUUUUCUCGUAAUUCAAAAUGCACGUGUCUUCGCCACAAUGUUAUUAAGAGGACGUUACGCAUGCAUUAACAUUGUCGGUUCCGUCUUACAAACACGAGAUACGGUAUAAACGCGCUUACGCAGACUACACAGAACUCGCUUAGUUUUGGAUUAAGAGUAAAAUGACCUAGGAUGAAAUCAAUAGAGAACAAUAUUUCGGAGGACAAGACGUUGCGUUUUUUUGAAAAAAUUAUUUUUUUUAAAGUUUUAGUAAAUUAAAAACCCAGUUGAAACAGUCGUUAUUUAUAAACGGUAAAUUGACUGUUAUAUUCAGAUAAAAUGGAAAAACGCAUCGUUUCGCCCUCCGGAAUAUUUUUCUAUUUUGAUUUUAUAAUAAGAGUUUUUACUCUAAAACCAAAAUUAAACGAGUUCUUUGUAGUCUGCGUAUCGUGCGUUUUUAAGACGGAAACAACAAAUUCAUGUGUAGCGUCUCUUAAGUCCUCUUAAGACUUUAGUUUAUCUCUAGACUACUACCCUUCUUCGAGGGGGUGGGGGGAGUACUUGACGGAGUUAUAAUAAAACAUACACUUGAAAUAAAAAACGUUCAACUCUCGCGAGGCGCCGUUUAGCGCGUCAAAAUAAAAUUCUAAAAAAAACUUGUAAUUUUUUUUUUUGGAUCAUUUUAAAAUAUUUCUAUUUGGAAACUUUGAUUUAAAAAAAAAUCAAGUAAAAAACACCCUAACCUAUACAUAUAAUAAUAUACGGUGUACGAUUUUGAACGCAGUGACGAACGUAUUGGUGGCUUCUCAAAGAACUCUCGCUCGAAUUUCAAGUGUAGGAUCUAUUCUGAAAGGCAAUUUUGUCUGGUUGGUACGUUCUGGAGAUUUUUGAGCUUUUUCACACGCAUUUAACAUUUUAGAUUUUUUAUUUUUUAUUUUUCAAUAGAUUUUACGUAGAUAGAAUUAUUUUAGUCGAUCAGAAGUGUAUGGAAAUUGUACACGACGUUCCCAUUUACUAACUUCGUUUAGACGUCGUAAGCGCUUCUAAAUUGACCUCGAGACAACUGCAAGUAUGAUAACGUAAUUACAUUUUUUCCUAGUUUUUUGUUUUUUUAAAUUUACACGGAAUUUCGUAUAAUUAUAAAAAAAAUCCAAAACGGUAAAAUAUACUGAGCUCAUGGCGGCUGGCACGAACACCUUUGGCACGGAUUUCGGGUGGUCUACAAGAAAACAAAUCAUCUCGUUUAACGACAUUAAACUCCAUUGGAAAUACUUCUUUUUUUUCCCCCGAUCCGUAAAUAAAAUAUGUAACGCAGGAAAAAGGGAUCGUCUACAAAUAAUAGCGCGGCGGGUACACCGUCGGUGCUGGAGGUCUCGCACUUCAUUGUCGCGGGCCAACUGGGACGCGAGCGUGAAAUCGAAAUUCUCUCCGGUCGGUAGUGGUCCAGUCCGGCACUGCAGCGAGUAAACCGCGGUUACCCAGAAUGCACAGUCGCGCAAGUCCUAAGACGCUUACUAUAACUGCCGUAAACAGCUGAACGAUAUAGUCAACGUAGACUACUCCGUAAAACCGGAAACGGACUAUUGUCACGUGCCAGCGGUUCAAGCGGUGAAAAACUUCGAAUGGGAACUCUAUAUUUACCGGAAAUCGAGGGGGCGUUACCGAGAACUAGCCAAACCCACCGACCAAAUACUUUCAAUAAACUCAUCAUAUUGCGGAUAAGAGACGUUCAGAAUAUCUUUUCUCUCACGCACAUUUUCUCGUAAAAUUGGGAUACUAAUAGGGUGUGCCGAUAAACUGCACCCCUUCAAAUAUUAUCCUCCACAUAUGCUUGGUCAGUAAAAAUAAAUGGAACAGUGUCCGGUUACGUGUUGUCCACUUUAAUGAACAUGAGAACGUCUAUAAUAUUAUAAAAAAAAAAAACGUUAAAAAUAAAAUAUGGUUUCCAUUUUCCAACCAGUAUGUCGGUUAAUUUCAAUAUAAACUCGUAAAUAUGUAUUUCAAAUGUCAGUUUUAUAUUGGUUGCAAAUAUCGACUCACCGCUUAUAAUGUUACCCCGAGAACGAAACGAACUAUAUACCGCAUGUCGAAUAGGCAUAGGACACUUCUUCCCUCAACAUAACAAGCCCGAACUAAAAUAUGAUAUGUGGUGUGUUAAGUUGUUUUCCCAAAAUAGUAAGAAUUCGUUAACGUAGUCCGGUCGCAUAUUAACAUAUUACACACGAAAUAAAAUUCUACCUGAUGUGAUUUUGUAUUUUUUUUUUAACUUUGAUAAUUAUUUUAAUCAUUUUAAUAACCGUCUCAAAGAAACGAUUUUUUCACAUCAACUUAAACUUUUACUUCCCGAUACCCAUUUAGGGGCCAUUUUUACGGACAAAUAUUACUUUUUUUUUUUUUUAUAAACAACAACAUUUUUCAAGUCACUCCGAUUUUUCAUUUGAUUUCAAAUAAUAAUAUAAAAAUGUUGGUAAAAAAAACAUGUAUACAAAUUUACCUUUUUUUAAAUACGUAUUAUAAAGACUGAAAUAAAAAUUUUGACAGAGUUCAAUGCGGUCCGCAAAAAAGUCGUCCUCUUUGCAACACAAAAAUAACCAUUAAUUAACAGAUUAUUCCGAUUCCUAGUCGUUUUUUUUUUCCUAAAAACAUGCGUUACAGGAGAAACUCCCAUGCCCCCGUAGAGCAGUCAGAUUCCAAUGAUAUUUUUUAAAUAUUUUUUUUUUUUGUCCAAACAAUUUAAUUCGGAGGUUUCUCACUUUGUUAUAAAUUUUGCACGUUAAAUGACAUGUGUAACGUUUCACUACAUUUAUAAUACUCAUGACACGUAGAUAUUGUACUCGCGUAUUUGAUUAUUUCACGUGUAUAUACAAUAAUAUAAUUGUGCGUCGAAAACGAAUAGCGAAGUGUAUUUUGUAUACUAUCCACAACAUGGGCGGUUAACGUGAAAUAUACCGCCGUACAAAUUGUAUACAAUACAAUACGCGUCUUGCAUAUACUUGCGCAGGACGGCAGGUUUUUCGGCCCUAGCCCCACUGGGAGAGCGCUCGACGGGGAGGCCUCCAGUGUUCUCGGGCGGGUGCUACAGACAAAACGGCAAAAGCCCGCCCGCCGCGUGUUCGGUUGCUGCGAGCACAAUAAUAAUAAUAUAUCAGACUACGCUCACCCAGUAUAAUAUUAUUAUUAUAAUAACAACUGCGAGAUUCCUGUCCGAAAUUCUCUUGUACGUUACAUAAUAAUAAUAUAUUAACAAUAAUGGCUGAUGUAAUAAUAUUGCGCCCAGCAUCUUGACAACCGCGUAGAAAUCCCUAUUAACAUACUUUCCUGGUUCCGAUAGUAACGAUUUUUCUCCCCGGAAACAAUUCUUCGGCCAGUGAAAAUGCCUCCGAUUUUUCCAUUUGCGGAUAUUUCACGUGAAUUACUUUACUUUGAAAUGUUCAAUAGUUCCCCCCCUCCCCAGACACACCCACACACACACACUAUAGACCCUUUUGUUUUUCUUGAAAAACGCUUCGAAUUAUUCACAUCGUACCAUAUUAAAGAUGCUGACUUUUUGCCCGGUGGUACAUUAUUCAAAAGACGUUUCUAAUAUUACGACUUUCCGAAAUAACUUCAAAAAACGAGUGUCGGAUACGUUGGUUUUAUUUUUAUUGAUUUGAGGGUCAUCUUAGCUGUUCAAUAGGAAAAACUCGAUCAAUAUUAUAACCAUACCGUUUCAACAGAAACCGUUCAAAACUAUUUUUUUGAUUUAUAGUAGCUUUCACUACAUAAACUCUUUUUCAACCCAAAGAUUUAUGUAACUCAUUUAUUGACAACUGAAUAUUUCUUUAUCAUAUCUUUGAGAUCUUUGUAAGGAGUAACUCUCACAUACGUCUUUAAUUGGCCUAACUUAAUCUAACCUUAAUAUUGGUUUUCCUCUUGAUCGUGAUCCCUCCUCCACUAUCCCUUCAAUAAUUAUUGAGCCUAAUUUAUACCUAAUUCAUAACCAUACCUCGGUGAGUGUCCUAUAUCAUUUGACAUCUCCUUUUCUUUUCUAUUAAUAUUCGUUUCUCUUCUAUUGUCUUUAAGACAUCAUUUGUUCUUCUUUCAGUCCAAAUUAUUCUCUGCGUCUUUCUCCAAUACCAUAUUUCUAUUAGAGCCUCAAGUACAUCCUUGAGGCUCACGUGCGUAUAAAGCAACGCUCCAUACGUACGUUUUUAUCGGUUUCUUUUUGGUAUUUAUAUAAGUAUGUUUAUAGUUUUCGCUAUCGGUAGUUUGUCUUCUUCAUUGAGGAAGAUAAGAUUUUCGUUUGUCCCUUUGUUCCGGUUUUGAUUUCCUUUGUGGAUGAAUCCGGCAUAUUAUUCUAAGUCAUCCUAUACCUUCCAGACUUCCCAUCCGUACAAUCAGUGGCCCGAUACCGCCACGAUGCGAAGCACACAUAUAUAAUAUAAUAUUCAAUUUUCGUUCGCUAAAUCAAAAGCCGCGGUGUAUCUACCAAUACGCCAAAUGUACGCGAGGUACUCGAGCAAAUAAAAAAAAACCGAAUAUUCUAUCAGGCGUGUAUAAUAAUAUUUUACUACGUAUAUAUAUUAUAUUAUCGCGUGUCUAUAUGGUCGAGGAAAAAUUACGCUCAACGUACAACAAUAAAAAAAAAAUAAUAAUAAAUAUAAUAUUCAGGAGCCUGUUGUUGCCCAUGUAUAAUACCAAACUACUCGAGAUACGUCGUAUUCGUUUUCGCGUCGAGCGUAUUGGGCCGUGUACGCCGAUUUUUUUUUUUAAGUGGUGCACGUGUGUGUUUUAUAUUACACGAGAACGUAUGCCUAUAUGACGUAUAGUAUUAUAUUUAUACAGCGAAGAAUCAAAAGAAAAAAAAGAACUUAUUUUCACUCGAGGGGAAAGAAAAACGUAUAUAAACUGCGCACACAAGCGCACUCGCCCGUACGAUAUUUCAGCUCUACACUCACGGGUAAUUUUCGGUUUAUCGUCGAAUUUUUUAAGAAAAAAAAAUCAAAAGAAAAAUAAAUACCGCUCCGGUUAUUAUGCUACUCGAUCGCGAAAUAAAUUUACGCGGUAUCGAAAACUCGUAUGCGAUAUUACUCGGCAAGAGCGCGCCUUUAUUUCUUUUGAAAACGGUUCAAAACGAUUUUAUCGAAUCAGGGAAAACGUUACACGAAAUUUCACUGACAAGUGGUGGUAAAAUAAAAAAAAGACUGAUGUUUUCCCCCAUACGAAUUACAAUUGUAUUCGACUGAAUAUUCCAUUUUUUCCCUUAAUCUUUCGAGUGAUACAUUUUUGUAUCCAAAAAAAAAAAAAAAAAAAAACAAUAAUAAUAAUAAUAACCAAAUCGAUUGAUACAACCCUAUGUCCUGACCUUUUUGACAACGUUUACUGUAAACGGUGUCAACGACUAUAAUGCUUAACGAUGAUAUGAUAUUUCAUUUUUAUUCCGUUUUUAAUUUUUUUAAUUUAUUACGAUUUCAAUGGUUUGUCGACCAGUUUUCCGUAUUUUGUGGUGUUUACAAGAAGUAUUUCCAUUGACUCGAAAAUCACGACCCGCCGAGUUUCCGACCCUAUACACGUAUAUUAUGUUUGAUCUCGGAGAAAGGGUAUAGUUUUCAAAUACGAGCAAAUUGAAUUUCGAAAAUACAUAAUAAAUACGCAUAAUAUACGCUUAUGCCGUGAAGACUGAAAAAACAAAAGGGAAACAAUAAUUAUACGUAAGACAAAAUGAUUUUUAAAAAAAACAACAACAAUUAACUCAAGGACCGAAAUUAUAACGUCCAAUGUUUCGAGCUUGUGCGUGGGUUUACAUCCCCCCCCCGCCCCCUCAAACAUAUAAUAAUGGUAAAGUAAUAGGUACCUAUUAUAUUAUUAUUACGUAUACUCUACAGUUCCUUUUCGACCGGUAUUAUAAUAGUGUCGUAAACCCGAUCGCCGUGUGCCCCUAUCCCCCUCCCCCCCAUUAUCAGACGGCAUUAUUAUCGUCGUAUAUUAUAUUUAUAACUUCGGUUGAUAUUCCGAGGCGGUCCGCCACGAUCAAACGGUUCUCUUCGGCAGUCAUAUUGUACACUGUCCGCGUUUUUUUUUUAUUAUUAUUAUUAUUGUAGGUUUAUAAUAUUGUUAUACGUAUUAUACCGGAGCCCUUUGACCGGCUCUUUUGUUUUCUCUGUUUACAACCUUUCGGCGGGUUUGUAAUAAAAUACGCCUUUUAAAUAGAACAGACCGCUUGUUCUAUUACAAACGUACCCAACCUAUAUGUAUACGCGGAUAAAAGGUUUGAUCAUUCUUCGUGAACCACAGAGAGCAACCGUCGUCGUCGUAAAACGCGUCAAACCGCAUUUGUCUUUUUUUUGCGAGGUAUCGUCAGAGACCGCGCGCGCUUAUUUUAUGGACAUUUGGAAAGCACGUGUACGAUUAUUUCGUAGUAAUAUUCACUCGUUUACAUAAAAAUUUCCGAAAAAAAAAAAAAAAAAGGUAUUUAAAUAUAAUGUAGUUAUAAAAUAUACACGCGCUCGCAGAUAUAUGAUAAACUGGUAUUAUAAAUUUUGAUUUACAAUAUUAUAUUUACAACAAUUAUUAUUAUUAUUAUAGCCACGUGCACGUAAUAAUAUUGUAAAAAUCAUUUUGUAAUAACAACAUUUAUGGAACCUCGUAACGGCCGGGUGUCGUUAAACGGGCCGGAGCAAAAAUCGUAAAAUGUCUAACCUAUUUUAUUUUAUAUUAUACGUUCAAAACGAAUAGGUAUAAGUACCUCUAUUCAAAUUCGGUCAUUUAAUUAAUAUGCACUAACAAAUCGUUUCCAACUAGAAAAAAAAAUAAAAAUAUUUUAUUUGAGCGCAGCGAAGCUAUUAUAGUUUUACCGAGACGUGUUUUUUUCCUCGGAAGAACACAUUUUCGGAUACUUAAAACUUUCUGAUUUUUUCACGCAAUACCUUAAAAUAUAUGUAUUUUUCUCCCGAUGAUAUUUUAUUCGAAAAGUUUUUUUAAUUUCCAAAAGUUUUUCAGAAAAAAACCGACAAUAUACAGCGAUUCUUUGGUUUUAUUUUUGUCGAUUUCUGAUGAUGUAUCCGUCGGACUACUGCAACAGCAAAGGAAAAAAAUUAACUAUACUAUAAAAUACUAUUAUACGAUGCCAUUACCUAUUUAUCUCUGAAUCGUUUUUCGCUUACAACAGAUUUUUAGAAUAAUUCAGUAUAUACCUUAUUAAAUGAGCAUUAUCAACAAUUUAGAAUUCGAUACUCGAUACCUACUCGUUUUAUUUUGAUACUCGAUCCUCUAUACCGUUGAUCUUCCAUUUCUAAUACCUUCUCGACUUAAGUUCUCAGUAUAGUACGUCAGUAUCGCAUCAAAAAUCAUCGUUUUUGAAAUAUGAUAUUCUUGAUCGUUCUCGCGGUCUUUUUAUAGUCAUUUGUUCUCUCUUUUCUAUUAUAAUAUGUAUAGAAAUUCAUCUGCGUGUCUCAAUCAUAUUCCGUCGUCCGAUUUGAAUCGUACCGAGUGCCUGGUUUCAUUUACUCGAUUUGUUAGCGUUACUUACUAUAUAGUAUGAUAGUAAAGUAGCUCGUCUUAACUUUCAAAAAGAUUUCGUUCCGAUGGGGUGUUCGACACCACGCGUAAUAUUACAACGACGCGGUGGAUCGAUAAACGAAUCUAUAUUUUUACUCCCGUGGACUUAAUAUGCACUGUCCCUCGUUACACCUAUUCCGUUUUACAACUUGUCGGUUCGUAUACUAUUAUUGUAUUAUUCGUUAAUAGGCGUUUAUCCAGAAUUGUUUUUUGCCUCCUCUCGAGUAUAUAUAUAAUUUUUAAGUCGGUCUCUCUCUCUCUCUCUUUCUCUCUCUCUCUCUCUCUCUCUAAAUGUUUAUUCUAUAACAUCUCGGUCCGCGCACGGUCGGCCCCGCGUCCGGUCCGCGAGCCCGCAGUUAUCCCGUGUAAGGCACACCGUACGCGUACGUAUAAUAAUACGUACAACAAUAUAAUACACAACGACUUUGGCGGCAAAAACUCGCGCGGCGCAACAUUAUACGCGCGUUUCGAUUAUUAUUAUUAUUUAUACGUGUCGGAUAAGCCGCCGACGACGAGCGCAUAUAUUAUAAGAGAGAUAAAAAAAAAUAAAAAAAAAAAAUGGAAAAAAAAAAUACGCGCGUGUUGUAUUACAAUACGUACGCACGUUACGUGGUGUACACGUAUAUACACAAUAUACUUACUGCAGUAUAGACGAGCGUGUUAUAAUAAUAUUAUAAUAUGCGGCGGCGGCGUCGUACAGGAGGUACGCGCGGGUGUACUACGCACAGGUAUAUAAUGCAAUAUAAUAUACACGCGACGCGGUGGGCGUUACCUCUCGGCCGGGCGAUAGUCCUGUUCGGUAUACGCGUACCCAAUUAGCCGCUAAAUUACGAUCUCCCGGGUCCCGGCUACUGAAUUUAACGCGCGCGCACACGCGCGCGCGCUCGCGACACAAUGUACCGGGAGCGCUCGAAAACCGAACGUUUUUUUUUUUUUUUUUUGUGUUUUCCUCUCCGUCUGCUCUUCUUUUCCCCCCCCGCGACCGGGGCUGCGACGGCGGCGCGGUAUUAUUAUUCUCUUCUGUAUAAAAUACGCGUGAAUACGUAUUAUAGGUAUACCCACCUACCCGCCUACCCAUUUACCUACCCACCUACCUAAUUCACUCGGAAUCGGUUGUAAAUUACACCCUUUGAAGUGUCCGCGACCGCCGCCGCGGCGUAUUUCUACAUUAUUAUUAUUAUUAUUAUUAUUAUUAUAUGUACGCGCGUACCUAUACACGUUUUUUAAUAUAUUAUACGACCGCUGUGCAACGACUCCGCGCGUUGUCUGCAGCUGCGCCGGGGCCGACGACGACGACGCCGGAUUGGUUUUACGCGGGGCCGGGGGGAGGGGUAGGGGGAGGGGCGGUUUCGGUUCCCGAGUGCCGACGAGACACUUGUAUAUUAUCGUUAGAUCCCGAGCGAAAAACGAGAAUAAUAUGUACGUCGGUUUUACUAAAUUGCUAUUACUCGUACGAUGCGUUUUGUUUUUUUUAUUUUCGUAAACGCCCGUAAACGAUUUUUCCGUACCGGCAGAUAAUAAUCUCGCUCCGAUCGAAAAACCUAUACUUACUUGAGAAGGUCGUUUUUUAAAUUUCCCCCUAGUUUCCAUAUAAUCAGCGGGGAAAAACUGGCAUAUUUGUUUGAAUAUUUUUCUUCGAUUUCCGGGAUACCAUUUAACAUACACAAGGACAUACAAAGAUGUACAAUACUCUGCUCAGAAUCGAUUUUCGUUAGCAACGGUCUAUGUAUCGUUGAGUACAGAUGUAAAUUUGAUUACUAUAAAUAUUCUCGCUUACGCUUACGUUUAUAUUUCCCUGCUAAAACAGUGUCCAAACAUCAGCGGUAUCAGACUUUUCCGGUCAGGUUUUCACUGCAUCGCACGUUAAGGUACGCGGAUUUUUCGCAAGGGAUAGGUACUUUAUUCAAUAUAGAGCCUAAAGCUGCGCCAAAAAGUGCAAAAAGUGGUCCACGCGAAGUUUUAACUAAAUCAGUAACUGUAAAAAAGCUUUAAAAAUAACAAAAUUCAUUCGAUUAGUAUUCUAGAUUAUCGUCUUAAAAGUCCGUUGAAAAGUAAAUAAUUUUAAUCUUGUAUCAUCCGAUUCUAUGUUUCAGUAAUAACUUAAAAAAAUAUGUAAUACUAACAAAAAUCCAAGAACUAAAGAACUUAAUUAAAACACACAAAACAAUCCAUAACGACCAUAACUCGGUAAAAGUAUAUAUUAUAUACUUCAUUUUGAAUUUUCAGUUUGUUGUUUUAUUUACACUUGAAACAACUUUAACGACUAUUUGGCCGUAUAAUAUUGCACUUGUUAUACUAAAAUCGAGUGCCGCCCAAUGUAUGCUGUUGGUUGACCUGUUAACCGUUUAACCAUGAACCACCAUAUUGUAUCCUACAUUGAACUAUUUGGAUAAAACAUUAUAUACCGGUGUAUAUAAUGAUUUUAUCAGCGAAUACAAAAAGAGGGUCAAUAAUAGUGAUGACCACACUCUUAGUACAUUGUACGUCGUAUAGACUAUAGUCACCUGUAGUUUUCAUAAUAAUAGCCUCGCCUGUUUUGAACUGUAAUAACUAAUAAUAUUAUUAUAUUAUAUUAUACAAGUGUAAAACACAGCCUCACUACUGGUAUCAGUUCGAGGCCUCUUUCGGUGAUAUUCCAUCUAAGUAUAAUAUAUAUUGGACAAUUUUUAUUAUCGGACACGUGUUCGUGAUGCGGAGUUGUAACGGACAUGAUAGUAAUAUAAAAUCGCAAUCGUGUCUUACCGUCGUGCUAACAAACGGGGUUAGGUUACCGUCCGCGACCCAAUUUUAUCUUAAGUACACUCGUGUGACGAAAACCGCGGUUUAUACCGUUAUUAUAACCUGGCUCGCCAUAAUAUUAUUAUCAUUUCGCGUGUACAGAUAUAAUUCCGAUUUUUCGAUGUACUUACUAUCUAUAAUAUUAUAAUAACAAGCAGAUCCAUGAUUUCGAAGCCCCAGGCAUUUUGUGAGAGUGUCGCUGGAACGCUACAAAAACAAUAGUAUUUCAGGGAAAUUCUAGGUCAGUGCGGCCCACGGAACCUUUUUUCCGGUCCGCGAAACAAAUUUAUUUUACUACAAUAUGUGUGGGAUACACUCACUUAUCCCCGGGUGGUAAAAAAAAUUAAAACAACCGAAUAACCAAGAUCCGGGUACACCGAUUUCGAAACAUAAAAAUGUCUGCCAUGAUACUGUUCCAAGAAAGUUAAUGUCCUAAGUGUAAACUUAAAACCAGUUAAAUAUUAGCAGCCUACCUAUUUACUAAUUAUUUAUUUAAAAUAUUGGGAAAUAUUGAUGGGUGGGUGUAUUAUAUAACUAUAUAGGCUUUUAUAUAUGUAACACCUGGGUUAUUAGCAUUAUAUAGGUUAUUAUUUUAGGUUCGUUGUAAAACCGCGUCGGGUGUAAAUAAAUGUAGCGAAAAAAAGUCACGUCGGAUAGGUCACAUUUGAAGUAGACAAGUGGAUAAUCUUGUUUAUAAUGAUCCAUGAUAAGUUCGUCAAUUCAUCAGCAUUAAAUUCAUACUGAUACUGAAUUCAAAUUGUAUUAGUUAGUACUUUUAUUUUAAAUGUUAUAUUUCUCAUUAUCCAGAGAGAAGUUAUGUAUGCGUACCCAAUGUGUAUGUAUUUGAGUGAUUUUUUUUAACUGUCGUGUGUUUUGACCAGAAAACUUGUUCCUGUAGCAAUCGUCAUCGACGUCACAGAAAUCUUUUCAGGUAGCAAAUUUAGUCUACAGCCUAUAUAAUUUUGUCUAUAAUUGGCACACUGGGGAACGCGAUACUUUUAUAAUAAUUUCCAAAAACCUAUUUUGAACUUUUACAGUGUGCUACUUAUUUAUGGAUAGACGUUUGAAAUAUUCCGAGGUUUUUUUUUAUUGUUAAAUCUUCGUUUGGAGAACGGAAUCGAGCAAAUCUUUCUAUAUGUAUACAUAGAUAAAGUAAGACUAGUUUCGGAGGGGGUAGGGGUAAUAAUCAGUCCAACACGGCUGCCGCUCGUCGUUAAAUAAGUUUCCGGUCCGCAAAUGGUCAGCUGUAUAACGACAACACAAAUACUACUCUGUAAUAUAAUAAUACUGACUAUUACGAUAUGUAUUUAAAAAAAAUGCAUACAUAUUUUGCAUAAUAGAAAUAUUCAUUGCAAAACAAUACAUAACCAAAUUGUAUAGUCUACAAUCCGCCCACAAAACUACUCGCUAAUUCCCGCUAGUGAUAUAUAAAUGAAGAAGCGGAAAAAAGGAAUAUUUGUAUUGCUUUUGCGUGUACAACGAAUAUCCACACGAUUGUACAGUAAGUCGGAAGUUCAAAAAGAUCUAAUUAUCAGAGUACAAAUUAAACGUUUAUGAGCGAAUAAUAGUAAUACGCGGUAACUUGUAAGUUAUUAAUUCGACAGAAUAUAAUCAUUAAACCAACAGUAUUUUUUUUCUUUUUUUGUAACUCGACUCGGUUACCGAUUUAAUUCGUUUGAAUUUUAAAAUCUACUUUAAUACUUAUAAACAGCUAUUAUUAUAGUUAUUUUUAGGAUAUUAUCAAGUCGAAUAAAUCGGUUGCCCGGCUUAAUGCGUAAAUGCUUAAUGGUCGCGGCCGCGCCUGCCGCCUACGGCCACAGCGGAAACCUCGUCGUCGCGAUGACAUUGCGACGUUUGUUGUGUAGCCGCCGCCGCUGCAGCCGCGGGCCGGACAAAUUACCAGCGCACGCGCGCGCUCGCGAGACCGGCCGGGUCUCUCGCGGCCGGUCAUUGGUAACGGGAAUCCGGGACGACGGCGGAUUCCGAACCGACAACGGCAACGAGAGAGACGGAAAUAAAUACCGGAUCGGUUAUAAAAAAAAAACAAAAACCGUGCCCGUCGCGUAUCGGUGCAAUACGAUCGCGCGUCGUUAUAUUUCCUUUCUUGAUAAAUUUAAUUCGAAAAUCUAACGUUGUACGGUUUUGCACGGGCACAGUAUUGAGCGUGCAGAGCCGUCCUUAGGGAGGAGAGAGGGGGCCCAGGGCCUCGAGGUUUGUUACCCGGAUUUGGGGUCUCGCGUUCGAAAACAAAAACGAAUUGUUAUUAUAAGAUAUAAUAUGGAAAUAUUUAAAAUAUACCCUGGGCUUCGCAAAUUUUUAGGACGGACGGCCCCAUACCUCUUGCACCCUUAAUGGGUGUCGGGUAGUAGCUGAUUGGUGGAAAAGUCGUAUCGUUAUUAAAACGUUCAAAUUUCUUUUUAGAAACAAUCUAAAACAACGAAACUUGUACUGCCGUCAUAUGAUUUUCCCGACUAUUAUGUACCUAAACCCCGAGAAUAAUAUCAAAAAUAUAACGUUCUGAAUGCACCAAUUUUAAACUAUUUUAAACCAUGUUAUUAUUUUUUCCACGAUUACAAAUUUAAAUUUCUUGCGUUCCUCAGAAUCGAUUUAUGUCGACGGCACUUUUGAACACUGUGCAAAGCAAUUUGUAUCACAGUUUUUAAAAAAAUGUAUUGUAAAAAAAUCGUGUGUAAUUACAACUAUCAUGUGUGUGAGAAAAGAUCAAUAAUUAUUUGACCAGUUUUUACACCAUGCAUUUUGGCCCGAUCUCGGGGUGUAAUGAAACGUACGAGGAUAUUGUUUACGGGGCGGCAGGUAUAGACAGAAUGUGGCCCGGUCCCCGACCGCCGCCCGUUUUGUUUCGUUCUCCGUGUGAAAAUCGCCCCGCGGGCGCCCUUGUCCGGGCGCAUAACAAUAACAAUAAUAAUGUAUCGCCGACAUCGAAACACGCGCAGUAUCGCGGUAACCGCGGCCGGUGCGGUGUCGCCGAGGCGCGCCCGGCGACAGCGGUCGCGAUUCAAGUACGCCGCGCGACGCCGAGCCGGCAUGCGACAACGGCAAUGAUACGCGUGUGCGCGUCAUCGGCGAGAUGAUAAUAAGUGCGCGGCGGCGGCGGACGACAAUUUGUUUGCCGUGUAAUUAGCGGCACGUCACGGGCGGCUGAGGUCAGUGUUGUUUUCCUUUCAUGUCCGGCCGCCGCCGCCGCCGCCGUAAAUAUUAUACACGGUACCGAUAAGUACAAUGUCUGCCGCCGCCUGUAUUAUAAUAAUAAUAAUAAUAUACUCGCGCUACACAGGUAUAACAAUAAUAACAAUAUUAUUGUUAAGAGCGCGCCGCCGCCGUCGCGCGGGCGCAAAAUUAUUACGCGUUAUUAUUAUUAUUAUUGUUGUUAUUACCGGUAUGUAUUGCGCGGUGCGGUAUACGCCAUCCCCGGUACGUUAUGGUAUACGGUAUAAUAACCGCGCGCCGGCUGACCGCGGUCGUCGCCGGCGCCUGGCGCGGCCGUACGCGGACGGGUAUAAUGAUAAUAAUAAAAUACGUACCGCGCGCGCCACAUACAAUGACCGCGGUAUAAAACGAUAAACCGCGGUACUUAUUAUAGGAGUAAAAAAAAAAAAGUCGAAUUUUUCCGAUACGUUUAUUUGUUUGGUUUUUUUUUUUUUCUUCUUCGUUAUUCCUCGCAUUCCUCACGAAUCGUUUACCCCGCUCGUGCGCGCGUUGUCAAUCCGCCGCGUUGUCUGCCGUGCAGUCGAUAUUAUAUCGUUACGACGCCGAAAGAGUUUCAACAACAACAACCAGUGGCGGCUCGAAAGAGAUAUAUUCAAAUCACGUGAUUCGCAAAAUUCGCGUGGGCGAAACGUGGGAGUUCAGAAAUAUAACAAAAAUUAUUAUGCUCAUACAAAACAAAAUAAGUCAUUAAAAGAAUUUUAGACUGCGGAAAUUCGAUAAAUUUAACAAAUUCCAAUGCAUAUUUUGUAGUAGGAUGGGGGUAUUUUCGGGUUGGGAUGGGUGGGUGGGUAAGUUGAAAAUUUAUAUUCGAGGUAAAAAUACUUCGAGACGCCACUGAUAACAACAAAUAACCUCAAAUGCUCGACGUGAUCGUAAUAUGGUACUCUUCGUUAUAGUCAUUCGGGGGCUACAAUUAUUAUCAGUAUUAUUAUUGUACCUACCCUAGUUAUUAUAUACUGCAUUUAUAUUUGUAUAUAUAUACAAAUCACAUUAUUGAAUUAUUUUUGCGGCAAACAAGUAUAUUUAUAAUAGACCAUUUUUGUUUUUUUUUCGAUUUUGUAAUUUCAUCAUAUAGAAUGGCAAUUGUAUACAAUUUCCAGGGUUUACUUAUCUAUAUUGUAUAUAUUGUAUACGUUGCUUUUUUUUUCAGAUAUUACUCUUUGUAUCGGGCGUUUUCCUAACCUGCAGCAGCAAAAAGAUUGUCGCCGAAAAUGAGAUCGCGAUGACGUCAUAUCGAUUGACCUCCGAGCAGGUAAAUUAAUCAAUCGUAUUAUAACAAUACUACGACACACUAUUGUAUAUUAUUAUUGUUUCUAUAUAAUAGUACAGUAUAUCUAUAUAAUAAUACGGAUCCAAGGGGAGGCUCAGCCUUUUCAGCCAUAUUUUAAGUUGUAUACAAUGUUCCUAUUAAGUAUUUAAGUAUCAACUAUUUAUUCUUUGAUUUAUGAUAACAACAAAUGUAUAAUAAAUAAACAGUGGUUAAAAAAAUAUGUGUUGGGUUAGCAAUCCCACUUCUUCCAUUUGCGAUUUCCAAAUCAGCGAACAGCGUAUCGGCAACUAUACGUCUGUACAGUAGGUGUAUAAAUAUAAAUUACUAUAAGUCAUAUUAAAGAUUUAGAACCUCAAUGAUUAAAAAUCGAUAUACUCUUAAUUUACACUCCAUGUAUACGUUUCGAAGCUUCAACCAGAUCUCUCCACCGGUUUCUAUCCUUCGCAUCCUCCAUUACUGCAGCCUCAUCAUUCCUCACUAAAUCCUUAUUUACACAGUCCACAAUAAUCUUUUGUUGAAUAUAAUAUACAUGGAAAAAAUCUAUAUACCCUCAUUAACGCCUUCAUAUCAAAUUAUUAUUCAACGGUAACUAUUAUUUACUGUCCUAUUUCAAACACACAAAUAGUAAACGCAAAUAUUUCGAAAAACGAUAUCCUGGAAUGUUCCUAUAGUUUAAAUAAUAUAAAUUCUGCGUCUUUUUUAUGUAGAAGGUGAAGAGUCGUAAAAAAACCCCCCGUUUGAUAUGAUGGAAUAAUAGAUUUUAUAAUGUCUUGUCAACCUCGGGAAAUUCAUCCAAAACUAAAUAAGGAGCUGAGUUCGGCUGAUGUUUGCAGGCCGGGAAAUGUUACAGACACUCAAAACCAAAAUUGUCUUUAUAUAAUUUGUGCACAUUUUUAAUCACAUUCCCGAAAUUUUUACACCUAGGGACUUAGAAAAGUAUAGUAAAAUUUUAUUUUUAUUUCACUUGCCAGAAUGAUGACGUUGUGCCAACAUACGCUUUUUUAAAAAUCUUUGAUAGAUGAAACUCGAAAUUAGUGUUCAUCAAAAUCAUAAUAAUAUUAAAAAUGUAAUCGUAACGUAUACGUGUAUUUAAAUAUUCCCAACAAAUAAUACUUCUUGUAGGACGGCAGUAUACGAAAAUUCUACGAGCAAAUACUAUAAAAAAUAUAAAAAAAAAACAACGAUGUACUUUUAUAGUUCUAAAUGAUUUAAUUGUUUCCCCCCCCCCAUAAAAAUUAAACCAUUAUAGACACUUAAUUUAAUGUUUAAAAAUGCAAACAAAUAAAUACAUAGAUUUUCUAAAUUGCUGCACCACGCGAAACAAAUGUAUAUCUAUACAUAGAUUGCACUGAUCCAUAAUUCACAAAACUUGCAAAAAAAGAAAAUAAUGCAAAAAUCAUCAAUAUUCUUUAACUGUAAUUGUUAUAAACCGAUAAUAUAAACUGUUCAGGCUCGUUAACUCUAAAAGUAAUUCCUAUAAAGUAAUUUACGGGUUAAUAAGGUACAAGUUGUGAUGCGCUACAUUCAUUUUUCAAUGACUUUUAUUGCAUUUUUGUUAUUAUUUAUAUUAUAUAAAAUAAAUUAUUAUAUUAAUAAUUUAAAUUAUAUAACACACCUGUAUAGGUAUACUGAAUUAUGAAAUUAAAUAUUUUAAAAAAUAAAUAAAUCGCCGGACAUACUUCACGCUGCUGUAGAUAAGAAGUUUGAAAGUUAUGGGAUAGCUGUUUAAAUUAAUUUAUGUAAUAUGUAUACUCUACUGAUAAGUCAUCGAUAUCAAAAAACGAUUCUGAGCGGAGUAAUAUUAAUUGUAUUUGUAUUCCCUUAUUGUAACUAGGUAAGCCGAAAAUAAAAUGGAUAUAACAACAUUUGGGUAAUUUAAACAAUAUUGUUUUCAAAUAAAGUACGAAUGAGCGAAAAAUACGAGUAUUUUGAGGUAUGAUGCGAAUAAUUUGGAGUAUUUUUAUUUUGUAUGAACUAAAAAAGUGUUUCCAGGGGAAAAAACCAACAAAAAAAUAUCCUUGAGAGUAAGCUUUCAAUUUCAAAAAGUGUUUCAAGUAAAAUACCACCGGACGGAAAUUUCGCAUCUUCUAAGAUACUGUGUGAGAAAAUUUAAUAAUUUCAUUUACUUAGUCUUUUCCAAAAACAACACAAAGUGAAAUUUCUUGAAGAUUUUGAAAAAUUAUUCAAAAUUGUACCAUCAGUCGAAAAAUCCGCAUACUUUAAGGGAACGAAAUGAAAAAAUUUAGCAUUUAUUAAGAAAUUUCAGGGAGAAAAACACAUCUUAGUAAUAAUGUAUAAAAGCUUCUUCGAAACGCACAGAUUCAAAAAAUGAGUUUUAAAUUACGAACAAUAAUUGCAAUUUUAUUUUGUAUGAUUUCGAAUUAUUAAUACGCGUACGGUUUUCAAUUGAAAUUUAUCAAAACACGUUUAACCGAACUAAUUCGCACACAAUCGUUUUUCAUCUUACCCGCAAACCCAUAUACUUCUUCUUCUUCUUAUUGGUACCUUCUUAUUUAAAACCAUCCUGUCUCACAAACAAAUUUCCAUCCUUCACUGUCACACGACAGAUCUCCUUAAUUGAAAAAACCUCCCAUCUGAUUCACAUCCUUCUUUUGACAUCAUACCAAAAUGAGUGUAUAGUACUCACCCAACAUUGCAUUAUCGCAAAUCAAGUUAUAUAAAUAAAGCCCCUAGUAACUAUAUAUUAAAGUAUACUAUCAUUGUACAAUGAAUCACUAAACACAGAAAGGACAUAAUAUGUUCAAAUUUUAAAAUAUUAUUCAAGCAGAAAAAAUGUCAUGUUAAUAACUAAUGUAACGAUAAAUCGUCUAUGAGGUUCAACAGUCGUUAAAUAUUGCAAAGCUUAAACAAUUUUUUGUCUUGAACAUUUUGUAAUAUUUGAACACGAGCCUUUUCUGUAUUUAGCGGUUCAGUUAUACCGAUGAAUAAACGACGGGAUGAUUUAAUUAUAAUUUCUGUCUGCAUAGGACACCAGUAAUUAUGUUGAAGCUGUAGGACAGACCUUGUUGAAAAAGUAUAUGCUCCCGUCAGACGUCACGUGCAACGAUGGAUCUCCAGCAGGGUAAGUACCUAUCAAUAAUAUCAAUAUAUAUACUACCUAUGUAUUAAAGUGGUCCUUAUAUUGAGUUUUAUUUUUUUUUUUUUUAAUUCCACGUCGGAUAGACAUUAAAAAAAAAAAAACCAAAAAUAAAUUUCCAUAAUUUUUGAAAUUUUUUUAUUUCAUUUCUUAAGUCUCUCUGUGUGAACAUUUGAUGAGCAGAAAGGACGGUUCGUUUUUUUUUCUAAAUACCAUGAAAUGUUGACGAUAAAUGAAGAACAGAAGUUGUUUGCACCGUAGAUCGCCAAUGAAUGUAGUAAAAUUAAUUCCGGACGCAAAAAAAAAAGAAACAUCAUGAAACAAUUCAAAAAAUUUAAAGGAAGAUUUAUUUUUUAUCGUAAAAUAUUGCUUAGAUGAAAACUUUAUGGUUGUAUAGUCAAAUUUAACGUGAAAACAUGUAUUGAAUCUAAAAAUAUGAAAAAUUUGUUUUUAAUAUUUCAAUCCGAAUAACGUAUGUACAACGAAAUGUUCCAUUCAAGGACCACCCUAAUAUAUACAGAUCAAUUCAAAAUGUAUGUUACAGUCAUUUAAUUAUAUAAAUAUUCAAAAUAGAGAAAAUGUUUAAUACAAAAAUGAUUCAUAUUUACAAACAUCUAAAAUUAUUUGUAUUUUUUUUUUUUUUUUUAUUAACUUUGGAGGAUUAAACUUUUGUAAUUCAAAUGGAAACUUGGUCGGGGGAGAAUAGUGGAACACUAUGAGCUUGUAUGGUGGCACGUCAAGGCAUGCGACGCAGCGUUUGAAGCCACUACGCCACCCCGACCAAAACUAAAAUAUCGAAUAUCUCGUCAACGAGUUCACGAAAAUCAAAAAUGUCAACACCAAAAUUUAUUUUAACUAAUACUCCAUCUAUACAGGUUUCAUUUUUUUUUUUCAAAAAUCAACCCCCAAACCCCCCUAAAAACAAAUAAAAAAAAAUAUAAACAAAUUAUUUUAUAUGGUUAUAAAUCGAAAAACUGUAGUAUCAUACAUCUUUCUCUAUUUUGAAUAUUUACACGAUAAACGACUGUAACAUAAAUUUUGAAUCAUUCUGUAUGAUGUAUAUCGUAUAUAAAUAUUUAAUAGAUACAAUUUUAUAUCUAAUAUAUAUCUACAUUUUUAUAUUUUACAUUUUCGCAGGUAUUUCGCGCGUCAUUCGAACAACAGCAAAACGUGGAUUGUGUUUCUCGAAGGUAUACCGACUAUGAAUAACGAAUUAGUAAUAUUGAUAAAAAAAACAUCAUAAUCGCCUGCAGUGACGCACGACAAUGAUAUGAAGAGUAUUAAUUUCAACAUUAAGAAACAAUCUUCUUGGGAGUGUAGAAUAGGUUACAUAAGUUAAGGGCAGUGACGUAGCUAGAGAUUUAAACGUCCUAGGACAAGUUCAAAUAUUGCGUCUAAGCUAGUUCGUUGACUUUUUCAUAGGAUAAUUUCAUAUUUUUAUAUUCUUUCCACAAUGAAAAUCAUAGAGUUUAAAACGUUUAUAUCAAAUCCCGUAUGUUUAAAAUUCAAAAUGCACACGUUAUUAUAAUAUUUUCCCUUACAAAUCCAAUAUCUAUUGUAAAUGAUAAAAAUUACAAUUACAAUUUUGAAAGUCUUGAAGCAGUUCACCCUUAUUUAUUGCUACGCCACUGGUUAUAGGCAAUGGAUACCUUCCGAGAAAAAAAACCCUGAAAAUAAGCCGAUCUCGAAACAAGAGAAAAAUUAUACCUAAUCGUUUUUAUUGCAUUUGUUCUUCUUUUAAUACAAAAAUUCAUCAUCUAAUUGCGCCACUGUAUAUGAAUAUAUAAUUUGUCAAUAUGAAUAAUAUGAUUUGAUUUUUUUUUUUUUUAUUGACACAGAGGGCUGGUGUUGUUUCGAUAAACACAGUUGCGACGAACGGUGGUCCCGUGCCGAAUAUCUCAUGUCGUCGAAACAAUGGCCAGAAACUCGAUUAUGUAAGUAACCAUUGCCAUAAUAAUAUUAUUACAAUUUACAACUUAACUCGGCGAACGUUUGAUUUCUCGUCCUAAAAAUAUGUUGGUAAUUAAAAAUGAUUUUUAAAAAUAUCCUUAUCUAUAUGUUAUAGCCAGCGGAAUAUUGUCAAACGACCCGUAUGAAAAUCCUUACUGGUGGGAGGCAAAUCACGUGUGAGUAUUUACAAUUUUUUUUUAUACGGCUUGUAUAUUUGAAAUAUCGCGUGUUUAAUUUUACCGUACAAUAAAAUAAUACUAUUGUUAUAAUUAGUAAAAACUAGGCGAAUUUAUUAUAAAAAAUAAAUUUCAUUACAACGUUAGGCGUGUGGGCUAUCUCCGUUUUAAAAACACACGGUAAGUCAAAUUUUUGUUCGACCCGACUAAUUUAAUGCUGUUAGUUUUAAUAUUAGAAUGGAUUGACCAAUUAUCAAACAUAAAAGUAUAAGAACACUACGUAGGUAUUUUCUUUGACAUUUUAAUUUUUAAGCUAAAUAUAUGCAUUUUUAAAUAUUGUGAUAUUUCAUACGCUCAUAAUAUAUAGAUACCUACGUACCUAUAAUUUAUUUGAAAAUUUAAAAAAAUAGGCGUAGUUGCACAAUGCAAAAAUUGUUCUUAUUUUAGAUUCUGAAUGGAGCGAAGAAUGUAUUGGUUUUACAAAUAUGUUUAUAUUUUUUAUUUUUUUUAUGUGAACAUUUUUCUGCCAAAAAGCUUACUCCGAUGUAUAUGAUGUAGACUUUUAUUGAAAGGAAAUUUUCUUGGAUUGGUACUUUAAGGAGAUCAUUUUUUAAUUUUCCCAAAAGUUUUCCCAAUAAAAGAGAAAAAGUGAGAAAAAACAGGAAAAUGUACAAAAUAUAUUAGUAAAAUACUAUGAUUUUUUUUUGCGUGGACUACUUUUCUACCAGCAAUUUUUCUCCAAUUUACAAUGAUAGCACAUUUUCUGAAUAGAAAUCUGAUUAGGGAAGUCAUUUUUUGAUUUUCCCAAGAGUAUUCCCAGCAAAUAUGAAAAAACGUAGAAAAAAACGGGAAAAUCGGAACAAUAUUAAACAAAUAUUAUUAAAGAAAAUAUAUAUUGCUUAUUUAAUUAUUUAAUCAUAAUACGACGUAUAUAUUGUUGACAAAGCAUCACUAUCAACUAAACUCCACUCAGAAUCGCUUUUAGUAAGCAAUGGUUUAUCGUUGCUUACAGAUACAAAUUAAUUUCCCCUCUAUAUCCUACCUUCCCAACUUCUCACCAACAAUAGUAGACAAUAGACUGCACCCGUCCCCAUUAUCCUAGGACAGCUCUUCUAAGUUUGACAAUAAGUCACAAUUCACUUUAAUAUUAAAAGUGACAGCGCAAAGUUGUCCCUAAUGAACAAAAAUUUGUUUUGUCGUGCUACAUUCGGGUGUGACGUCCUGGUAAUUACUAAUAAUUUCAAAAAAAAAAAAAUUGAUUCAGGUUUUUUCUGUCAUUAUAAAAAAUCUUAUUGGCAACAUUUUAAAAAAUGUUACCCUUUAUUGUAUUCUGUAUAAACAAGUAAUAAUCUACUCAUUUGAUUUUCAGUAAUAUCGAAUGAAUAAAAUAUAUGUAUAAGACGUUAUAAUAUUGACGACAAAUUCGUUUUGGAUUCUGAGCUAAGCAUUUUUUUUGUUUAAGUCUUUAAACAACUUUCAUUCGAUUUUAAACGUAGUUUUCCUUAAAAAUGAGAAAAACUGACAGUAAUAUUCGUAUAAUUUUUAGUUUAUUUCCAGAUAAAUAGGGCCUGAACAAGAGAACAAGGAAAAAAAUACGAUUAAUAAUAUUCUACUCAGAAUCGUUUUUCGUAAACAAUGGUUUAUCGUUGCACACAUUUUAAAUCAAAUUACUCUAUGCGUAGGUAUGUCCUCGCUUCAAACUUCCCUCCUGAAACAGUCGCACAUCCGUCAGCAGCAUAAGACUUUUUUUUCUUUUUUUUAACCAUACUAUUUUUAACCGAGAUUAUUAUAUAAAUAAAUUACUAUAUUUUAAUAAUCUAUAUACGCAUGUACAACGUAUUAUUAUUAAUCGUUACGUCGUUCAUUUUACACGUGUUAUCGAUACAUCAUAAAAAAAAAAAAAAAAAAAAAAAAAAAAAAACUAUGUUUAUGUAUUGUGGUAUAUAUUAUAUUCGUUUUAAAGAUCAAUGAAAUAAAAAUAGACCGACAACAAAAUCAACGACUAGCGGCUGUAUAAUAUUAUUAAGAAAACGUUUAUGUUGGCUUGUUUUUUUUUUUUUUUGUUAUUAUUUAUUUUGUUUGUGCUGUUAAGUUUUAUUUGAAUACGCGGCGGCGCGGUGUUCGUAAAUCACGAAAAAAAAAAACACUAAUAAUAUCGUCGUCACGUUUCGAUCCGAACGUAAUAAUAUUUUAUUCGUAAUUAUUAUUAUUUUGUUUUUUUUUUUUUUUUUUGUCGUUGUUAUUUAGUAUUGUAUUAUUGGAGUCUUAUUUACUCUUCACGACAUAGAUAAGUUCGUAAUAUUGAUUUCUAUACAAUAACUGUAUACAUAAAUAAAAUAUUGAAAUUUGUUGUAUUUCUAUGCACACAAACACGUGAGCGCAACGCUGAUGGCGAAAUAACUAAUAUCAUAAAUUUAUAUAAAUAUUUAUAGGCAGUAGCGUAAUCAGGACUUAUCAAUUAGGAUGGGAGAAUUCUAGGGGCUACAACCUUAUUAACCGUAUCUAUAAAUAAAAAAAAAAACAAUGCAGGGUUACAACACCUAAAACAUCACCUUGGCUACGCCGUGAUUUGCGGGACCCUAAAAUCAAAUAUAAAUAUAAAUGGGGGCACUUUCCGAAAAUACCGUAAAAGAAAAUCCCAAUCAACCAAAGUAACCUUAAUUCCUUUCCUCGCCCCAGACAAUCAAAAUUAUUUCCUAAAAUUAAAACACAUUUUACAAAAGCACAACACAAUAUAAACCUAUCUACUAAUAAGUUUUCGAUAGACGAUACUUUAAUAAUAAUCGAAAAAUAUUGUAAAAUAUGUACAAAGUACUGGAAAUAUAAUAAGCCGGUGGUGAACCGAAUAUGAUUUUUUUCAUCAGAUAUCCAUAGGUGUCCGCAGACUUUUUUCCGGGGGGGGGAGGCAAACAUAAUUCAAAGAAUAUAUGAAGAUUUUGUUUUAUGAAAUAAAUUCUUAACUUUAAUAUAUCAUAAUUACUAUAGGUAUUUUUACUUAAAUUUAUUAUUUUUCGUUAAAUACAAAUUGUAAUCUACGUGAACAUUCUCUAAUAAAUUUUGUUAGUGCUUUUUCAAUUAAUUAGUCUUUCUCUAAAUUUACUUGUUUGCAAUGAAUAUUUAACAUGCAUAGCCCGCUCAGUCUAUGUUCACCAAUUAUUAAUCAAAACCAUGUUUUAACACGCCUUAAAGUACUAAAAGAACGUUCUUCUGUACAACUUGUUGCUGGUAGGGGCAUAAAUAUUUCCAAAGCAAUUGCUAUUCUUGGAAAAAAUGUACAGUUGCUGUUUAACAAAUCAAUAAACUUAAUGUCUUAGCAGUCCCGAUUUUGCCAAAACUUGUAAUAACUUUCUGUUUCAACUUGUAGAUAGUAAAUUUUAAAGAAAUUAUAAACUUUUUCAACGCUCUCGAAAAAUAUUUUUUUUUCGAAUUGUUUAAAAUUUUCAGGGUGAAGAUAUUGUAAUAAAAAAGCAUUAUUAUUUUCUUUUUCAAAACGUUCUUUUAUGGAUUGUGUAAUUAAAUAAGAUAUAGUAAGAUAUGGUAUAAAAACUGAUACUCGGUAAUAAUCUUCACAACUUUCAGUUUCAUAAUUUGCUCUUAGUGACUGUUUUUGCCGUUCUUGGACAUGUAAUUCAAAUAUCUAUAGCAUUGGCGAUUAAUUCAGCUUCGUUAAAUAACGUUUGAAAAAUUUCAUUAGCGUCCUUUCGAUGAUUAUCGAAUAUUUUUAGUAAUGAAUCUAUAGUAUAUGUUUGCUGACUUGAUAGAGAUCUACCGAUACACCUUGUAAUAUAUUUGUCACAGGUUCUAAAAUGGCACUGUAUCUCGCCAUAAUAAUUAUAGAAAUCAAGAAAGAUGAACUUGAGACUGCAGAAUAUAAGUAUUUAAAACCCAGGCUGGGUAUUCCCCUUCUUGUCCCCUCCUCAAAGACGCCCAUGACGAUAUCCAAUAACUGUUACCAAUACAUAAAACCUACACCCGAUCCGUUAUUUGAAACCGAUAAUUAUUAUGAGUUAAAUUAACCGAUAAAUAGAUUGAAAACCAGGUUGGUGCUUUGUUUUUCACACUGAAAUGUUAUAGACAUUUUUGUCCCGAAAACAACAGGUCAAAGAUCGAUGUAAAAAAACAAACACAAUACACGACAUCAACUUAUGCCGAUAUGAAUAUUUGUAAAUUAGUAUUUACAUAUAGUAUUUUAAUAUAGUAUUUGGAUGCUGUCGGUGCCCCAAAGUUCCAACUUGCACACUGCCUAUAAUAGUGCUGUGCCACUACGCAACAUGCGAAUGAGUUGAUAUUAUGUUUAGUUAUUAUGUGUGUUGAUUAUUAUUUUAAUUCGUUGACAAAUUACACAAAUCUUACCCGUAUAAUUUAUUUGAAGAGUAGGUACAUCUCUAUAAAUACUUUCGAGUAAUUUGCCCCAGAUUAAGUAUAAUACAAUUCAGUGGUGUAUUGCAAGUGUACAGGAUAUCAGAAUAUUUACGUCGUAUCCCCUUUCAAAAUUUCAUUAUACGAGAAAGUAAUUUGAACCUCGACUAUAAUAUUAUAAUUUAGUAUUAUUAUUAUAGUUAACUUUGUUGCGUAAUUUAAUUUGUUGUUUUUUUUUUAAAUUUCAGUUACGUACCGUAUUGCACGAGUGAUAUAUGGUCGGGACGGAGAGCCGAACCCCAACACGGUUCGAGAUUCACUUUUAUGGGUUCUAUAGUGAUUAAGCAAGUCAUCAGAGAACUAUUAACGGUCGGUCUGGCCAAUGCCGACGCCCUUAUACUCUGUGGAAGCAGGUACCUAUUAUAUUAUAUUAACCGAAAAAUCAGUUACCGCCCGUACGGUUUUAACGACACGUUUAUGUUUUUUUUUACGAUUAUGAGAAGGAAACGAUUUUAAUUAUUUGAUAUUUAACGUAAUGUACUACGUUUAUCAUUACACGGCAAGUACUUAGGUAUAUAUAUGUAAUAGUUUUAUAAAUAGUAUGAUGAUUUCAAGCAAGCCCAUAGCAGGACAAACAUUUUGGGAGAGGUUUUCGUUUGAACCAUCGGUUACUUUCGUUACAGACAUCUUGAAAAUAAUAAAUAAUACUUUUUUUAGAAAAAAUUCCUUUUUUAGGAGAAGAUAUAUUUUGGAAACCCUAUUUUUUUACUCUAUCGUAAAAUCAGCGAAUGUCGACCAUUGAAACAUGAACUCGAUGCAUGUCUUAAAGUAAAAUAUUCGCAAGUCUCUAACGCAAAUAAAUUAUUUGGUCGUAACUCGUACAGAAGACACAAAGAAUCUAUUUCAAAAACUUUAUUUACCAACCAAUACACAUACCUGCCGUUGGUGACCAGAGAAAAAAUUAACCAGACCAGCCUUAAAUAUCCACACCCUGGAAAGAUCGUGUUAUAAUAAUUUUCGGUGAUAUUCACACAGACACCUAAUUGCGAAAAAUUUGGUCGUGCAUUUUUCUGGGAGAGGGGGGGUUUAAAUAGUUUUAUUUUUUAUUUUGAAGGUCCAUUAACGUUUAAAAAUUCUAUUAAGAAUAGUUUAUAAACACUUAAAAUAAUAAUAUAUAUAUAGUAUAUAGACGAAUUUACACGGUUUUCGUUUCAGUGCUGGGGGCGUAGGAGUGAUGUUGAAUCUGGACCCUAUUCAAAAGAUGUUGAGACAGUACAGCGGCAUGUCUGUUCACGGUAUCAUGGACUCCGGUUGGUUCAUGGACCAACAAAAAUACGAAUUCGGAGACGCGGGCGGCAAGUAUCCGUCGCCGAUCGAAGCCGUAAAAAAAGGCAUCCCUUACUGGCACAGUCAGAUACCGUCCAGAUGUCGAAACCUUUACAUCAACGAGCCUUCCAAGUGUUUUAUCGGUUACAAAAUUUACCCUACGGUGUCUGGUAAGUGUUUUUUUUUUUUUGGCCUAACACACGUAGGUCCAAGGUCGACGGGUAUCCGCCGUUUAUACGAAUAGUAUUUUAAGUGACUUGAUAGAUAACGCGUAUUUCAUUACCUAACCCUAAAACAAUUCUCAUGAGAUGUUUUUACAUACCUAUAUACUCAACCCCGUGGUACAUGAUUGUAUUAUCUACGUCAAAUACUUAUAUAAGAACGUCAUAAUUCCGUCUAAUAUUUCUGCAGACAGGAGUAGUCACACCCCUCGAUGCGCUUAUUAUAUUUUAACAAACAAAAGAGUAUAAUAUUCUCGAUCAAACAAUUGCAUUUGCAUUUUUCAAAAUCACGAUUACGACUACCUAUAUAUAAUAUUGUACCUACACCUAUUCAAGUGAAAUAAUUAAAAUAAUACGUAAAGCAAGUACGUUCAUUAUUUUUUUCUAACGGGAAAGACGGUGCGCGGUAAUCUAAAAGUCAUUAAAAAUACCAUUGUCCAAUAAUAAUAUACCUGUUAUUAUAAUCACGACAAAAUUUAUGCGCAGUUCCAUUGUUCGUGUUCCAAUGGCUGUACGACGAGUUCCAACUGAAAAACGACGUCGGCACGCCGGUCACCAAACAACAGUGGGACUACAUACACAAAAUGGGAGAAGGAUUGCGCAAGUCGUUGCUGAACGUCACGUAAGUGUCAUGGCUUGGUUGAAUCAAGGGUCACCGUCCGUUAGUGAAGUACAGUGGAAUAGCCAGGGUUCUUUUAUCCCUAAGAGGGGCUAAAUACGUUUUUUGAUUGAAUAGUAGAACUUUUCCCAAAACAAGUUCAGAAAAGUUUUAUCAUCAACAUACAUUUGAAUGGAUUAUUUAAAAAUAAAAAACUAAAUAAUAAAAUGAGAGUAUAUUAAUACUAUACUACAUUAUUAUGUACAGAAUAAACAACCCUCUGACAGAUUUAUCCUUUUUAAAUUUUGAGCAAAGACAGUACCUAAAUAAAUCAUCAUUUCCAUUAAUGUUUUCUUUAUAUUUAUAUUAACCGUAGACGUCAUUACGAGGUAGCGAGAGGUAGCAACUGCUACUCCAACUUUUUUUAUCGGGGUUGCAGAUUAAUCUGAUCACGCUACCCUAAAAGUAAUUUUAAAAAAAAAAAUUAUAUUUUUCUUGCUUUUUUCAUUAUAUAAUUAUAAUUAGUGCAAUCACAAGAACGUAAUACAUGUAUACUAUCAGUUAUAUCGAAUAUUCAUAAUAUAAAGAUCAGUCAACCAAUUAUUUAUACUUCCAAAUUUAUUUGAUAUUUUUCUAUCGAAUUAUAAUGAACAAUAAUUGACUAGGAUCUGAUUGACGAUCCACCGACUAAUGAAGUGAGGGACAUCCAAUCAGACCACAACUGAAUUAAAAAUAUUACACAAACGAUAUGCUUGCUACCCAGUGGCGUCAUUUUCGGGAUGCAAGGGUACAUCACAUGAAUUGCUUUUAACACAGUUAAAACAUGUAGAAUGUAGAUGCAGAUAAUUUCAUAGAAUUUUCAGAAUAAUAAAGUUAUUUUGUAAUAAAAUUUACAAAAAUGUUUUGUCACGAUAAUUUAGCGAUAAUUACAUUGAUAUAGAUAUGAAACUGAAGUUUAAUACCCUUAUAGAUUAGUACCGAUGUGGAUAUUGCCCAUUUUUUUUUCAAAUUUAAUUUGAUCAGUAUCAAAAAACAUAAAAACAGCAUAAAUAAUAUAGAUGCCUGAUAGAAUAUGCAUCGGUAAUAUAAUUAUUAUGGAAUAGUGAAUUUUGUAUUUUAUUAUUGUUAAAAAUAUAUAAUGUUCUAUACAGGUAUGUUCUACACUGUUGAAUGUAAUUUGUGCAACUUACAUAAACAGUAUUUAAUGAGUACCUUUCUUCAUACUCAAUUCGUUUAUGUUUAUUUAAAAUACCUUAUGCUAAGAUAACAUACUGAAAUAGCUAUUGAAUGUAUAAGGUAUUAUCAAUAAUCAAUAUAAUAAUAUAAUAUAAUUGAAAAAUAGAAUUUUUUAUGGAAAUGUAUUCAUUAUAUGUUCUCUGAAUAGUACGCAAUCAAAACGAACGGCGUUGUUAUUGAAUUUUGCAUCCCGUGAAAAAACACCCUUGUUGCUGCUACCCCGUGAUUUCAUUACAAAUGACGUCCAUGGUUAAAUAACUAAGUUUGUUUGAUGAUAUAGUGUUCCUCCUUAAAUACGUUUUUCUUUUUUUUCUUUUUUUUUUUUUCAAAACCGAACACUCAAAUAUCAUAAUAGUUCAGCUCCCCUGGCUACACCUCUGUAUCAAUAAGAGUAUCGAUAUACCUAUAAGUUUUCAUAUUGUGGUCGUGUAUAGGUCGGUGUUCGCUCCGUCAUGCGUGUCGCACACGGUGCUCACGAAAAAGCACUGGAAAAACAUAAAAAUCGACUCGGUAUCGCUGCCGUCGGCGUUGCACUGCUGGCAGACCGAGACGAGAUUCGCCAAGAUCAACAACAAGUCAAAAUCCGGUGGUCCGGCGAACAACAACAGCAACAACAACAACAACCACCGAAACAAGAAAGCGAACGGAAUCGAUAAGCAGACGGCUGAGAACGCGUUAAAGAGGAAACAGAAAAUACGCAACAAAAACGGUCAACAACCCAGAGGUAUACAAUUGUAUUAUUAGAAUUAUUUAUAAUCAUGGGGCAAGCCCAAAAAGAAAAAAACUGCAGUGUCGAUACGACUAGGGCUGAAACCAAACUAAAAUUAAAACUAACUAAACACGCUGGCUAAGAGAAAUGCUUAGCUGCUUAUAGCGAGAAGCUGACGGUAAAAGAUUGGUCGUGGUUUGCGGUGUACAUAAACUGAAUAAUAGAGGAGUUUUCUAGUCGGAGAUAAAGGAAUAUGGAAAAGGACUGACGAGCGAGUAAAGCGGAACGGGACUUUGAAGGAAACUUGGCAUUAGAAAGACAGAUUAUACCCAUUUCUACGGUCGACGAGACAAGGGAUUAAGAAAUUCCCCGCUUAAUAGUGGAAAAUAAUUUUUAACGAGUUUUGUUUUAUAUUUUUGUCUACUGUCCGAAUCGAUAACACCAACCAACCAACCAAUAAUUAUUAACACGGUCAUAUUUUUACUAUGGAUUAUUGUAUAGUGAUCGUCCAACGCGACAGAGUUCACAAAAAACGCAGACGUCAUCAUAAAAAUCGUGAGACUUGCCGACACCAGUACAUCCAGAGCUGCACUUGGCCACAGUGCAACAAUUCGUGCCCGAAACUUCAAAAUCCGAACACUGGUAAGUACCUACAUUCAAUAGCAUACACACAUCAUAAUAAUGUAUAGUCUGAACAUUUUCAAAUAAAAUAAUGGAAAUAUAUUCAGAAGCCUACUUAUGUCUGCAACAAACUCGUACAAAGAAUUUCAGAAAAAUUAUUUAAAUGCAUAACCUACAUUAUUUGUAUUUAUUUAUUCAAUCAAUAUCAAUCAAAAUAUUAAUAAACACAAAGUAUACAAAUUGAAAAUAAAUUUUGAACCCAUAGUAUGGAGUAUAAAGAAUUUUGGUGAAGCUGUCCCAAACAAACAAGCUUUUGAUAGGGAACAACGAGUUAAAAUACAUACACGCAAUAAAUUAUUCACGAUUUAAAAUAAUACUAAAAAUAAUAUGAAAUUCGAAAAAUAAAUUAACUAAUUAUAUUCGUAACGAACAUACGCCACAAUUUCGAAAUUUAUUUACAUAAUAAAGUUUCUAAGUGAAUUUUGAAUUUACCAAAAAUGUGGAAAAUGUUAUCGCAUAGCAUACAAUCGACAUUAUUAAUGUCGAUUUUUCCAGUCCAUAUGUAAAUAACGCCAUUAUAUUAUGAACAAAAUAACAAAAAUACAGAGAUACUUUUCACGAUAAGUAGACCACUGUUGUAGGUGAAAAGCUAGGAAGGUAGUAUACAGGAUCGGUGAUCAAUCUACCGUAAUACACUCGAUAUCUCAGAAAGUGUUAAUUUUUUUACCAGAAUUUAUUAUUUAGAACAUUUGAGAAACAAGUUGCUCUACAAUUUUAAAUUUAUGUUAUUUUUUGUCACCCUUAUUUUUAGGGAUAAAACCACUAGCUACUUUUGAUUAAAAAAUGGCAAUCUACAUUAAAAAUUCCAUAAAUAGAUGGAAUAUUAUUUAAAAUACAGUUUGGUGUUGACAUUUUUGAUUUCCGUCAAUCCGUUGACGAAAUAUUCUCCCUCAACAAAAAUGUAGAGCAGCUUGUUUCUUAAAUGUUCUAAAAAAUAAAUUCCGGAAAAAGUUAAUACUUUCCGAAAUAAUGAGUGUCUUAUGAUAAAUUGAUCACCCCGUAUAGAGGGCGAUUUAAUUUAUAUCUGUAGGAAACAAAAAAUGAUUUUUUUUUUUUUUAAAUGCAUGUACGUAAAUUUUUCAUUUAUCCCAAUUAUGAAAACCACUUGGAAAUCAAAAAUGACCUUCUUAGAGUGCCAUCCAGAUAAAAUUUCCUUUCAUAAAUGACAUUACAUUUUAAAAUCGGAACAAGAUUUCUAGUUAAAAAGUUGUUCAUAGAUAAAUAAAGAAAAAAAGGAAUAAACAUUAUUGUAAAACCAAUACAUUCCUUGCUACACACCGAAUCUAAAACUUGUGAAAUCCAAAAUGUUAACUGAAGUCUAAUAAUAAAUCAACAUUCAUAUAUUAUGGAUCUCGAAAAUAAAGUAAAAACACAAAAUAUAAUAUAAAAACAUAAAAAUAAACUUUUAAAAGUUAACGCAAAAACAAUACGUAAAAAACUCUUAAUAUGUAAAACACUCUCUCAAAAGCUUUGUGGUCGCAACUUGAUUACUUGAAAAUAACUCAAGAUUGGAUAGUAUUGAGUAUAAUAUUUCGCGUCUAUACAUGGAUGUUACAGGAGAAGAAGUGGACUUUCUCGAGCUCCUACAGUCAUUCGGAUUGAACAUACGGAACCUGUCAACUGAACUCGGAAUUGAUGUGGAAUCACUAAUACAUAUGGACCAGGAAGAAUUACUCAACUUACUCACUCAGCAGGCGAAUUAAUUGACUUUUUAACUAUGUAUAACAUUUAUCCUCGCGAUCAUUACGAAGUCGACAAAACACAGUGGGCAAAUAUAUAAUAGGAGUAAACAAGUCGACCCAAAUUUUCGAAAUGUGUCACCUGUGAUAAAUUUUUACCAAAAAAUAAUGUUUGUAAAUACAUACUAGUUUUUUUUUUUUUAGAGUACGGAAUUCAGUCAAUUUUUUUUUAAUGUAUAUAAGCGUUUUGUUCAUUUCGUUAUAGGUAACCAAACUCUUAGACUACCAUGUUGUAACAAUAACAUAUUGCUUUUGAAAGUACUUUGUUAUUUUUGAGUACAAUUUAUUCCUUUAUGGGACCAAUAAGAUUUUUUUUUUUUAAAUUCAUUUACUGUAUACCAAACUACCUGUUCCUUAAUUUUUAAAAUUAGUUAACACCUAAUAUUUAUAUACUUAAAAAUAAGUCAAUAUAAUAAUAUGUAAUUAUACAUUUCAUAAAUGCGGUUUUUAAAAUUUAAAAUAAAUAUAAUCAUUAAAUUAUAGAUUCAUCAGUACUGAGCAGAAUUGGAUAAAUCGCAUUUAUGAAACACCAGACCUAAAAUAGUAUAGUAUUAAAGAGUUACUACUUUAGAUUCUUAAGGAAUUAGAAUUCAUACAUUUCAACUUUGAUCAUAAAAAAAAGGAGGAAAGUUCCAAACAAACAAAGUACAGCAAAACCUGUCUAAGAUGGAAAUUUAAAUGGUCCCAAAAUUGAAUUUCACACUUAACAUAUUAUAAACUUCUAUAAUUGGAAAUUUGCGAUGAACAUACAUUUUCUUCAGACACCAGGAAUUCCGUUUUAGACAGUUUUCACUGUACUUUUGUCAGUGUUAUGUAUUCCUUUUCAGCAGUUUUUAAAUAUUAAGAAUAAUUAUUGUUAAGAUAGAUUAAUAAAUUAUUUAUUUUUAACAUAUUAUUAUUAUUAUCUACUUACAAUGCAAUUAUUUGUAUUUAUUUACAGUGUGUGAAAAAUUUGUAUUAAAAAUGAUAAAAAAAAAUGCAUUAUUAAUAAUGAAUACGUUUGUGUAAACGCACAUAAGUGUGUAUUUAAUAAAAUAAUAAUUUCCGUACAAAUUUAAAUUUAUAAUAUAAAAUUAGUCAUGUGAUUGGUCAUUGUUUUUGUUUUGCAUUUUACUCUAUUUCCUAAAUUUUUGUGUAGUUGAAAAAUAAUCUCAAUUUCCAUUUUCAAAGCCAUACUGAUGAAAAUCUUUGAAUAUAACAUUAAAAUUUACCCAAACGCAUCCUUGACUUCUGACUCUUGUCACUAUAAUAUUAAAUAAGGAUAAGAAUUUAUUUUGAUAUGUAUACAAUCGGAAGAAAAAAAUAUUUAAGUCUUAUAUAUUUCUACCUUCUCUGCCAUCACCUCUAGCUAGUAACCGUGCAUCCACAUACUCGGGUCUUCUACCAGUUAACCACGAAGUCAUUUUUUGUAACAUUGAACUGGAUUCAGGGACAAACAUUGUGAUCCUGUAA